GGCCAACACUUGAUCCAACACUGUGUCAUCAUUCAACGUGAUGAGAAAGGUUAUGGCCUGACCGUUACAGGGGACAAUCCAGUUUAUGUGCAGUCUGUGAAAGAAGGUUUGCAUGAUGUUUAUUCUUUUUUUUGUGAGGAGAGAGUUUUUUUUUGCACACACACACGCACACACAAAGCAAUCUAACAGAAGGCCUUGGAAGAAAAAUCAUGAAUUUCAGAUUGAAAAGUUACUUGACUGUAGGAAAAUGUUCUGUUAACACUGGCAGAUAACCUUCACCUUUUCCCUCUUGAAUUUUGUUUAAAACUGGGGGAUGGGUUUUCUGUGAGAGCAUCUUGCAAGAAUUUUAUGCAUUUCUAUGAAUCAUCCCAAAGUCGAUCCUUUCUGACGGUGAAUUUACCUGAUGCUAAAUCUUCGAGUAGUUGUGUGGUGCCCACUGUUACUCUUUGUUCACUUGCAUGGUACAUUGUAAACUUAUUAAAUUCUCUAUCUCCAUUUUACGCACACAUUUGUUGCUGUUUGAUUGCUUUAAUUAUCCAAAGGAAAUAAAGAAUCAACCUUCAUGUAGGUUAAAAAAUUUUCACCUGAAUUUAAUUUUGACCUGUAACAUAUAUUGAAUCAGACUUGGUGAUUUGUAGAAGUUACAGUGUGUGUAAAAAGUUUUCUUAUCUGUUGGUUUUGCUUUUACAUUGGAAUCCCAGAGACUGGAAUCCCCAUUUUAUGAACCACCUUCAAAGCAAAUUGGUUCAAAUUAUUGGGAGGUUUGAAAAAUCAUGGGUAAAAUUGCAGUACUUAACUGCUAAAGGGAAGUUACAGCUGUAGAUUUGGGUUAAAUUAUUACGAAUUUUGAAAAACCGAGGGUUCAAAAAAUGGGGAUGCUACUGUACUUAUAAAAUUUAUAUAUUAAAUUACUGAAGUAAACACAUAGUGUCACUGAGUUGGAUGCUUAUCAUCAAUGUUUUGAACACCUGAUAAAUCACUUUCUGCCAGGUGGAGCAGCUUACCGUACUGGUGUACAAGUUGGGGAUAAGAUUAUCAAGGUACACUUUUGAAACAUUUUUUUGUUGUUUGACUUAACAUGACUUUACAAGUACUUGUCAGUGUGGUCCUUUUUUUGGUAUGAAAUUCUCAUUUGUUUUUAUGUUAAAGUAUUGAUGAAUUUUAUUCAUAAAUCAAAAUAAGUUUUUUAAGAAAUUCUUUUUUCGUAAAGCAAAAGUUAUGGUUUAUUCAUAAAGCAAAAUAUUGUCUGUUUUUGGAAUAAUGGCUCUGUAUUAUGGCUUUUAUUAGUAAUUGAAGACCUGGAAAACAUGGAAAACCUGGAGAGUUGUGGCUUUGUGCCAUGCUCUUUCUUCUUCAGGGUGGUAAUCCUUGCUUAUUGAAAGUUGAGGAUGGCUUGGUAAUAGUUAUGAGUUUUUCCAUUGAACUCUGUUCACUGCCUCCAAAUCCCAUUUUUUAAUUGGCCUUGAGAGUGUUUUUGUAGCGUUCCUGUUGUCCUUGUCCAUUCUCAUUUCUGUCAAUGUUGUGGUUGCAUGGAGCUUGCUAGCAGCUUUGCUCUGCAAAACGAUUCUUGAUAUGUGACAUUUCACCUGAAAAACUGAUGAUUUGAUGGAAAAUGGGUCCACAGGAACUCAUACAGAGGCUCUAUAGUAUCCUCAAGGUGGAGAAUGAUCCUGUUAAGGAAACCUCUGGCAAGUAUUUUGCCUGCAGUGAAAAGGAGUGAAGUGCUGUGGUGGUUGUUGCAAUUUUGCUUGUUGCCCUUACUUUAGUAUAGAUGUAUUGCAGUGUACUGAAACUAACAACACCAAGUAUUUCCUGAGGUUUUCCUGGGUUUCAUUUUACCUUAGUAAAAUAUUCUGGGAAAGUCACCCUACUUAUAUGAUUGACAGUUUCCACACUAAAAACAAUCUCAGUUGAAAAAAAAAGAAAAAAGUUUAAAUUGCGCCUAGAAAUUGAAUAUCGAAUCUUGAAUAAGGAAGAUACUUUAUUCAAACUUGCUCGGAAUUGUGACAUCAUUCAUAUUAUUUGCAUCUUAUGUUAGGGAUGCAGGAUGUAUGGGUAGCAAAAUUGCCUCUUAUGUUAAGAAAGAAUCACUUUUUUUUGUUGACACAACCAUAACUUCUUUUUAGGUUAAUGGAACUCUUGUGACGCACUACAAUCAUAUUGAAGUUGUGAACCUAAUUAAAGGUAAGUAAAUUCCCAGUCGUGUUGUCCCAAUAAAAUUUCAGUGCUUCUUUUACUGAGUAUGUAUUUGAGAAAUAUAAUUGACUCUCUGGAGUUGUAGUCUUGUCUCGUGAUAUGCAAUUAUUUUCUUGAGAAAAAUGAUAAUUACACAUUGUGUGAGGGUAAAAAAAACUGAACUAUUAUAAUAUAUUUAUUAUAUGCAACUGGGAAACUGUAAUAGAAUUGUACAUGUAGUGGGCAAUUCUUCUUAAUUUGCUUGGUAUAAUACUAUUUUGCUGCCUUGUGAAUGAAAGUAAACAAUUGACAUACAUAUUAUAAGAUCAGAAGUCAUUUAGAGCCUUAUCCAUUGCAUCUUGAACUCAGUUAGUUGAUGGUCAUUGUUCUUUUGUAAAUAGUGCGAAUGAUAAGUGAUUUGUAGUGAAGAUGCACAGGCACUCCUUUUGAAGUUAAUCUCAGAAUGAUCUUCUAUAACCCUGAUCCAGUACAUGCUCUAUGCUCUACCUCGGUUGACAUUUACAUGUUCCUUUUUUUAUUACGCCACAACUUUUCUUGAGUUCAAGAAAGUUAAUGUUUAUUACAUAAUUUUAACCAUAUCAUUUGGUUGUGAAAUGCUUUCCAAAGCUCUUUGACUAGAAACAUUAUCUUUUUUGUUUUCUAAGUUAAAGUUUAUUUACAAUUGGCUGAUGCAACAGUUACUGCUGCACUGUUACCGACCUAUGAGCAGUUGACGUAUCGUACCCUCUCACACCAUGAAAAUAUCCCACUAAUGAGAUGCAAUUACCGACCAUAAACAUCUCUUUACAAACCUUGUGCAAGUUUUGUGAUCUGUACGAUCUGUAUGGAUUGUAACGUGACUUAUUUACAGACCAUUGUAGUGCGGAUACAAGUGUAUAUUGGACACCCUCUGCAGUGCUGGCAUCCUUUUUUGAUCAUAAGGCUGAUGUUUGUAUUUAUUUUAUUUUAGCUGGAUCUUAUGUUGCCCUGACUCUUCUAGGAAAAGCACCAGCCCAUGUUCAAGGUAGUUUAUAGACAUUUAAAAGUAGUUUGUGUAUUUGAUUUGUCAGGAAUAGAUUUUUGUGGAUGAGUGAUGACUACCAAGCUAAUGUAAAAAAAUAAUAAUAAUAAUAAUUGGACUAUGGCAUUAAGCAGUCAUGACAGUACAUGCACCUCUCCUGUUAUAUAACCACUGCUGAUUAGUUUUGGUGUGGAUCUCAUGUGUAGGAACAUAUUUUUUUGUUAUUAUUUUCAGUUAUAUUUCUUUGAACACUGUUUUGGGACAGAUGAUUGUGUUACUUAAAGAAAAUUGAAAUGAUUGUUAAUUUUUUUGUACAGAUCAUUUUGAUCUCUUCUUGUUUUUCCUAUAACCAUGUGAAUGUGGGUGAUGGAAUUUACUAAUCAAAAUUCCUGCAGUUUUCACAUAUUCCUUUUCAAUAUUUAUUUGAGCACUGUGUAACUCUACCUCAAUGGAUAAGUGGUUUUCUUUGUAACACAGGGCUGUCACUAAGAUUGCUAGGUCAGUGUUCUCCUUAUCAGGCAGUAACCGGUAAACUUUUCUGCUUGAAGGAACACUUCUUACCGCCUGCAACCGCUUGAAGUGUUACUAAAAUCGAAUAAGUUGUUUCAUAAAAUACUCAAGUUGUGAUCCAAGCCGAUCCGCACAAGAAAAGGAAGUAAAUAUGGAAAAGAAAAAGUAUACACAGCUAUUCCUUUCAAAGCACUGCAGGCUGACAAUGUUUUCAUGGGCUUCUGUCUCAAUUCUGGACUUUCUCGACCAGCAGGAAAAGUUCACAAUUUCCGUGACUUGUUUUACUAAACUGACCCUAGCGGCAGUAGUCUGAAUUUCAUCCGAUUACUUCGAGUUGUUAUUACUCCCUCAGUAAAAUCUGAACCGACGGGCCGUUAAUGCCGUCCAGUGACGUCACUACUCCUUGACCUUUGCUUUAAUUCAUGCAAAAAGUAAAACACGAUUUUCAAGUGGCAAACUGAGAAAUAUCGUUUGGAAAUGUCUGCAUGAUACAGAAUUGCUUUAUUUUUUCGAUCAUAGUUCAUGUUUAACGUUCAAACUAUCAACUGCAUGCAGUACAACUCUGAACCGGUUGUACUGAAUUCUAUGAUCAAACUCGGUCGAAAUCACGCAAUGAAAUAAACACACACAUGGAACAUUUAGUUCAAAAACACAAUGAUUUGCUUUAAUUGAAAAGAAGCUAUUUGGUCCUUAACGAAGAAAAAAACAAGGAAACAAGAAAAAAAAAUCUAACAGAAUCGUUACACUUGAUGGUAAAAAUAGCAAGAAGGUCAAAUCAUAAUAUUAAUCUCAGAAAACUUCGUGUAAACAAAAUCACCGCCACUGAAACCACAAAGCGGCUCCAAAUGAAAAACCUACCGACUCUCUGCAAUGAUUUGCAGUUUAAUUUAGCAUUGCAGUGCCGAAGACAAGGGCAGUUUUGCUGUUUAAGAUAAAGAUUAAGCUUAUCGAAAUGUUUGAACUGCACGAAAGAAUGCCAGGGAUGCAAUCUGCUGAACAUCAAGCGAUAAUCCCACUAAAAUUUUUCAUAAUUAUACAUAAUUAUGUGAAUGUUUAGACAAUCAACCAAUCACAAUGACUACCCGGUUUUCGGGUAGUUAGUGACGUCACUGGAUUGCACUAACGGCCGGUCGAUUCAGCCUUCAUUCGUAAAAUUCUUUGUUUUGAGGUGUUUAAAAUACUUUUUGGUCAAUUGGUUGACAGGAUGCUUGAAAAUAAAAGCCUUAAUGAAAGCGAAGCCCCCAUACCAUAUUUUGCGUUUGUUUUCCAUGAAAGUAGAUGGGGGUUAUACUCAUAGUAGGUGGAAGAAAUCAUUGGGCCUCAGCCGUUAGUGACAGCCCUGUAACAUUUUCCUUUUGUUUGCAGCAGAGAGGCAAGGAUCUGCAUCACCACCUGCAACUGUAAGUUGCUUUUAUCUUUUUAAGAGUCAAAUUGUCUCUUCAACCUUAUUCUUUGAGAUACGUGAAAAUGAAUCCAUGAAUCCUUGGAUGGACCUGGACGGAUGAAGGAUGGAUACUGGAAAACUUGCGUUCAUUAGUUUUUUAGUUGGAGUAUGAUAAAUUCCUACAUGUAACUGUCACAAACUGUAACUAUACAGGCAUCUGUAAUCAAUACCCUUUGUUUGGUACUUGUUAUGUUAAUUCAUUUAUUUUGUUAUUUAUUUCAAUUAGAUGCCCAGAGAUCCUGUCAGAGAUGAGAGAACAAUAACUAUUCAGCGAGUGUUAGAUCAAGAAAGACAGUUUUAUAAGGUGAAUUCCGUAUAAACCUAGAGAUAUAUGAACUGUUACUGAAGAUGAUGAUGUGAACUAGUGCUUGCGGUCCACAGUAGUCAUCUUGCGCAGGACUUGUUAGAACCUAAAGCCACCAGUCAAUGGGCCAUUAAGUUUGAAAGUAGACAGUCAACAUGAAAAAAUAGGCAGCUGAAGGCAAUUUCAAGCUUUCACUCAGUCACCUUACCAUUUUCCCCCAAAAGGUAGGCAGAAUUUAAAGUAGCCAGUUUUUUAUCCAGUUGCCGGCACUUAAUGAGAAGCCUUGCUAAUAUGUGACCUCUCACGGGAAAACAUUCCUAACAGCUUCCCGAUAAACGGGGGAAACGCCCAGCUUUCGAAACUAGUUGCAAACGGCUCAUUCACCUGUUUGAAUGGGUUCAUUGAAUGGCUGAACGGGUUGUUAAGUUUUCCGAACGGCUAACACAAACAAGCAAAUGGCUCACUCACCAGUUCGAACGGGUUCAUCGAACGACUGAAUGGGUUAUUAAGGUUUUCGAAUGGCUAACACAAACGGGCAAACAGCUUACUUAUCCGUUCAAAUUUGACCUGAAAUUUGACCCACCAGCAAUUUGAAUACGCGGUGAAGCGUUGUGUGACAGGACCGUGUGACGGAUGGUACUAGACUUUUUCAAUUACUAGAGAGCCUCAGUUAUUUAGGUGGUUUCAAUACAAACAAAUCAAAAAUUAAAAAUGAGUGAUGUGGAACUUUUUCUCUUCAUUCUCAAGUUGCCUUCAACUCUCAACCAAAGGAUGGUCUGCCAAAAUAAUGAUAUCCCAAGUCCUGCUCGUGCACAGCUACAAGAAUCCAACAUUCUUUUUAUUACGCACAGUAUUUCCUUCCACUGUUGAUUUGUGCGACUGCACGCAAAAAGACCGACAAACGUUUGUAAUGUAUACAUGCGGAAUGUUUGGAAUGCAUUGUUUACAUAUGGCUUUAAUUCAUUGUCUGAUAAACCUGGAGAUUGAUUGCCGGAUUGUCUGAACUGAUUACUAACUAAUCUGUAGGUUUUGAUUGCAGUGUCUUAUUCUCAAACUGUGCGAUGGUGUAUUUGUCAUUAUUUUCAUCAAAACAAUGUAUAGUAAAAUUUUACGUAAUAAAAUUAUACAUAGAUUUGGUUUUUGUGAUAUCCGGAAUCAUCAUUGUCUAGGUCCUUUGGCUGCAGUGAUGAAACUUAACUUGACCUCAUUGAUUAUUCUGGACAUUUCAAAAGCCGCAUCCAAUAAUUAUUUAUAAAAUUUUUCAAAAUUUCUAUUGAGACAUGACACUUGACUUGGCUACCUGUUGAUUUGUUAGCUAGCCAGAUUUAGAUCUUAGUGGCUUAAGGAUUAGUUCUUAAUAAACAUACGGUGUAAGGUCAAGCAGUAUAUGUACAAUGUUUGCCUGAGUAGGUGCUGCCUUAAAUGUAGGCUGCAUUUAGCACUGGCUCUACAUAUGCAAUGAUUACCUUUUAGAAAACAAGGGAAGAAUAUAUGAAAAGGCCAUCAGAAAAGCUUCAGAAAGAGGUACUCCACUCUGUAUUUGUUACAAAAUAUUCAAUGCUGAUUUUUGUGUCUGGUAACAAUAGUAGUUUGGUGUAUGGUAUACAUGUACCACUGUACAUGGAGCUCCAUUAUUAUGACCCUGAAAUGGGACAGCAUCACAUUAUGAUAUUCAAUACUACAACUUUUAGCUAUGUAACUUAUUCCUAUAACUAGUCUAUAUUAUAAUUCAGUGCUCCAAGCUCAACUAUUUUGAAAGUUGCCUUUGGGCAACCUGAAAUUGUAGGAUGAUGGUUGGUCAUAACAACCAUGUGAUGUUUGAGUCUUUAGGAUGAGGAAACCACUGGACUUGAUGUUCAGGUCAAAUAAAAGUUGCUGUAAUAGCAGCUUGGUCAUAUGCAUGUAAACACGGUGUCGGCAGGGUUCUACCCUACCACAAAGGAAACCAGUACUGAAGGAAGCUCUAUCUUUUGGUUCUUAUUCCUUACAUUGUAUUUAUGGCACAUAUCCAAUUCAGUUUGCAGAAUCAACAACUCGAAUCAAAGCCUUUGAGGCAGAACUUAGUGCUUUACUUCAAUCUCAGGUAACAACAGAAUCAGUUUCAUUUCUGUACAUUCAGUUAAUAAGUUUGUGUGGUGACAAUUAUUAAUGUCAGUGUGUGGUGGAGCAGCGAGUAUAGAAUGUUUAAUCUUUUAUGAAGUAAAGAAGUUGCAUCUUUAAUGUUCAGACAUUAUCUAACCUGAUAUUGUGGUAUUGUGCUCAGCAGGUAAGGGACCAUUCGUAGCCGGUAAGGCAAAAAAUAUGUGCCAGAGGGGCAGUUUUCUUGGUGGGGGAGCGGGUGUAGUGGGAGAGGGGUAGUGGAGUGAGGGACAUGACCCUGCUCUCGCUGGGAAAUUUAGGGGCUAAGUUCUCUGAAACAUCAUUCCCUCAUUUUAAGACCUAUUUUACGCAAACAGUUUAAAACAUUUAAUUCCAAUAAUUUUACUCUGUCGUUAAUGUUCUCUUUCCAAAAUGUGUGGCCCAGAAAAAGGAAAGCUAAUUAUCAUUCAUUUCGGUGUUAGAAUCAGAUUGGAUCAUGACUUGCUUAUUUUUUAAAACUACAUAGUUAAUUUUAGUAAACCUUCAAGCGGCUGUAGGCGGUAAAUUUUACCGGUUACCUCCUGAUAAGGGGAACACUGAUUAGAUGAUCCUCUAUUAGUAGUAAGUGGCCAACCUUUGUUAAGUGCUUUACCAAAAAAACUGAUAAAAAUGGUGAUAAUGCACCUUGUCCCCCCCCCACCUCAAAUUUUGCUUAACCAUUGUUUCCAGUUUCUCUUGGGUAUUACAGUUGUCCCAAGAGCAUUCAAAGACAAUGGUUGUGCAAGAUUUUGGGGGGUGAAUAAGGUGCUUUGUGGUCUAUGUGAAAAUGGCGAAUGUGGAUAGUAAACAAAUUUUGCCUAUGGUAAAUUGCUAGUGUACAAAAUCAUCUGCCUGGUCACAUGUACUGCCUUCUUCAAAUUUCCACCAACACUUGUCUUUUUUGCAGCCACCACUCUCUAACAAUGGGCCAUUCUCAGCACCCCCUGGUAAAACUGCCCCUCCCACAGUUUGGCAGGCCCCAAGCCGAAUUCCAAGCAGGUGUCAAUCACUUUCGACUGAUGAUGGGAUAAGUCAGCCUCUGAAUCAAGAUCCAAAUGCCCUGUAUGACAACUACCUUCAGACACCUAUCACUGUAGAUGACACAGACAAGUUCUCACCACAGAGACCAUCCUCUCCACCUGUGCCACCAGAAAGGAAGCCCCGUCCCACAAAUGAUCAGCUUGUGGUAAGUGAAAUAUCACUUUGCUUAUUUCAAACCCAUAAACCUGUCAUAAUUUUGGCAAUAAUGUGUUUGUCCUACUUAGAUAAAUGAAACAUAUUAUGGUUUAGGUUAUGAUAUUUCAGCCUUUAAAUUCAAGGACCUGUUUGUUAUUGGGUGAUUGAGGGACAUGUCAGUGUUGUUGUUGCUUUUUGUUUUUUCUGUGUGAUUUGAUAGUAUUGCUCAGUUUUGUAAUGGCAAUAAAAAAACCAUGAAUACUGGACUUACUGGUAUUAUUUCACCUAUAUAAAAAUCAGCAACAGAGACCUUUUCGAAUCAACAUCUUUGUAAAGGUGCUGUUUUGUUUACCUUUCUGUUUGUAAUGCCAUGGUGAAAUUGAGAACAUCAUUCAACUUAUCACCAUUUACCCUAACUUGUAAAACAGGCAUCUGAGCUAACAAGAUAAGCAGUAAUUUGGGACAAUUCUUGUGUGAAAACAAGAGUGUGUCCUAUUUUACUUGUACUUGAGUUGUAGUUGAAUUAUCAUUCAUAGUCCCCAUCGUAAUCUUUAUUAAGCUGUAAGCACUGAGGUUUCUCCAUGGUUCAGUUCACAGGGCAGCGUUGACUUAAAAUAUUAUGCUUAGACUUUGCUAAUCAGCGUUUUUGUGCAGCUUUCUGACAUUAAUUUUGCUAAUCAAACUUGUGCAUUAAUCUAUAGCAGCUAAGUGGUGUAGGUUCAAUCACUAGCCCCAGCAAAAAAAGGCAUAAGAAGUUAUCUGUAAGUAUAAUGCUAAUUUCCCCCUUAUAAAUUUUAUACUUAUCAAUAAUUAAUCUUUAACUGCUUCCCAAUUUAUAAGCCAUUUGAUGGUAGCUCUUGGCCAUUGAUUUAGUCAUUCUUACUUGUACGUGUUGGUUGUGUAUAAUAACCGUCAGGUGGAGAGCUUGUCCGCUUCUCAGCAAGAUUUUGUUGGCUUCUUUCAGAAGGAGAUGCUGUUGAUCCAUUAUUAAAUGUAACUGAGCUUAAUAAGAAAAAGAAUUUCUUAUCUUUUCUAAUACUGUAUAAAAGAUUGUUGACUCAGGGACAGUUUAGAAGCAUUAGGAUUGAGGUAACAAGUCAUACGUGCAGUGCCUUUAUUUAUCCUCAGAUUUACAGUGUAGCUCUCAAAGCUAAUAUCUCCGAGAUAGAAGAAAAUAAAUAUUUAAUUGAAGUAAUUUUAUCCUAAAAAUUAAUAAAAUAAAAUAAAUGAAAGGAAAUACAGCACUAUAUAAUUUAAGUACCUAUUAGUUGUAUUAUUAUAUUUGUUCAAAUGAGAUUUGUCGCACUUUGUAUUUGAACUCCCUUAUCGCUCGAUCGAGUCGCCAUAGGGAUAAUCAAGUUGCACAAUAGACUGGUUCCACUCGUUACGUCACAGGUAAUUUCAUGUUGUUAACUGGAAGUUAAUCUGCCGUAGAAAACGCCGUUUUUUCGCCUUAGGAACAUCGAAUUGGCAGAAAAUAAUAGCAAAAUCGUUUUUAGAAUACUUUUUUACAUAUAAGGGGAUAAACUUGUAUUUUUGGGUUUACAUGCCCUAUUUUAGAAUGGCUCAAUUUUGGUGCAUUAUUAAACUUAACUCUUUGAGAAUUCAAGUUUAAGUGAAUUAGCUCUAUUUGAUCCUAAUAAGAAACAAAAAUCAUCAUAGUUUUUGUGCAAGCUGUGAUAACGCUUUCCUUGGAGUUAUUCUUUUUUCUGCUGAUAAACUCUUAAACUGUUUGUCAACUUGCCUUUUUGGAUAUUUAAAUGUUUGUGUGACUUAUUUUGAGCUUACUGGCUUAUAGCCAGUAAUGCUCCAUGCUGUUGUCUGCAUAAGAAAGAAUGAACGAGUGAAUGUAAGGUCAUUUCUAUUGUUCUCAUGUAUGUACUAAUGCGUAACCUUCGCAGCUGAAGGGACUGGGUUCAAUACCUGCUUCAUGUAUGUCCCAUUUGUUUACUCUGUUUUGUAAAGUGUUGUUAUGACAAGGAGGAAUUUGUUACUGAUUGUUCUUAGGGCUUGAUAAAAAGGUUAAAUAGGAUAUUAUACUGGGAUAUUUGAAAAACAUAAGGUGUUUGUUUUCAUGAGGAAUGGUCUUCAAACAACAUGCUCUUUUUUGACUUACGAUAAUUCUUGAAUUGGUUUAGCCAAAUUAUUUUUUUGCUUUUUCUAUCUAUUCGUAAUAUUGCUUCAUGUGUUGAUUGAAUUUUACUAGUAAUGAAUAAUUUUUAAUUGUUAGAAGUAUUAAACAUUGAAAAUCAUAGUGUUGAAAAAUGCAAGCACGAAUGUGUCACUUUUACUGCCGUAUUUAUUUGGCUAUAAACAGAUCUUGGCUAUAAGCCAAGACCCUAAACUUGAAACUUGUAGAAUCAGUAUAACCAAGAACAAAAGAUAAGUCCAAAACACCUGGUUAUAAGCUGUUCGUUACAAGAAUUUAAACUAAUCUAAAACUUAACAAUUUGGGAAAGAAUGUGACCUCUAGGAAAACGUACAAUUGCUGUUUGGGUUUUUUGCUGCUAUCAGUUUUUCUUCAUGUCUUCAUCGCAUUAUACUUGAAAUGAUCACAUAAAUUGUCUUUCAAUCAAAACAAACCACAUCAGUUUGUGUUAUGUUUGUCCCUGUUUAGUAACUAGGCAAAUGUUUCGAAGCACAAGUGUGACCAAACAUGGCGGACUGUUCACACAUUCGUUGACAUCUUUCAUUUGUUUUACACCUUCCCUCGUUGUACAAGGCUUACCAAUGUGAGAUUUUAGUUUUGAGACCUGUUUUACUCUGAUAUUUUGACAAGUUGGGACUGAAUUUCUGUGCUUAGCUAACUUAACAUUCAGAUUUGUAGUUAUGCAAUCAAUUCUACAGGUAGCGUUAGUUCUGUGAAUGCAACUAACAAUGCGCAGUCUUUGUAGUCAGAUCACGUUGGCGUUGGCAAACUGGAGAAUAAUAGUUUAGGUCAUCAUAAGGAAAAAUAAAUGAGUUAUUCCUUGCUUAUGUAGGCCUGUAGUUUUAUUCACUUGUAGGAAAAACACUGCCUCAUUAGUUAUAGUAGAUGUUAGUUUUAGAUUAUUAUAGUGAACUAAUCAGAUUGCUUGAAAUACCAAGAUCAACGGGUGUAAAAUGUGAUGUAAUUAUAAUGAUUAUUUUUUUGAGUGCAUACAAAUCAGGUCAUAUACUUCAAGCUCCCAAACAGCUGCCUACUUUGCACAUGAACGUUCAUCUAAUGCUUUUCAACCUUCAAAUGUUUGGCAGCAAAACAUGUCAUUGUUCCACCCAAAAAUUAGACAUGUGAAGUGUGGUUGAUGGAGACAGUGCUUGAUAUGAACUUUUUGCUCUACAGCUACCUGAGGGUCCAGUUCAUGUAAGACAGAGAUCCAGUCCAGAUGCUUUAUUUCCCAUGAUGAAUGGAAACAACUCUUCAGAGAGAGGAUUUUCUGCAAGAGAUAAUGUCAAGAAAAAGAGCUUUGAUGAUACAUCAGCCAUACCACGGGCUAUUCACUACGGCAAAACACAGAAAAACUCACUGGUAAAUACCUAUGACUUAAAACAAAGCUUGAAUUGUUUUCUGGUGCUUUUUCAGGGAGUCAAGUAAGUAUAUAUGAAGUUUCAAAUAUCAAAUAAAAGGAAAAUAAAAGUAUUCCUGUGAUGUGAAAAAAAAAAUGUUAUUUUAAUGAACUAUUUGAUACUACUUUCAGUAGUCCAGUAUAAAUCACCUCGGUUUUAGCAAAGGUAAGCUGGUAUUAGACUGCCUUUUUUUAUUGAACAUACAUUACAAAAAUGACUUAAUGCCCAGACUAAUCAUGCUGGAUUCUUGAAGUCCAGAGGUAAAGCCAUAGAUUUACACAUAGGUUCUUUUGGAUGACACCACUGAGCGCUGCAUCUAGAAACAUCUAUAUCCAUAGUGUUAGUAUUGUGUUUAGUAGUAUAAUGCAUUCAUUUUUUCAUGUUUGUUGUGUAGACCUCAUCUCUUCCACGGGCAUGGGUUCCAUAUAGCCAUGAAAAUAAAGCAGUACAAAUAGAUGACUUGAGGGGUAAAGGUGGAAGUAACAUCAACACCAGUUCUCCUCCAGCCACACCAACACUGUCAGAACCAAUGGAAAAGAGAAUUCGAAGUGAUACUCCAGAGAACUUUAUGGAUGCAGAUGAUGAUACACAGUCAGGUUAUGCUGAGACUAACAAAUCAGGUGUCAUGCAUCACGGACAGUCAAUUAAUUCAAUUAUCUCAAUGGAAGACGAUGAUUUUGCUUCUGAUGAUGAGAAGGUACAAGGCAGUGAAAUCGUUAUUAUUGUAACAGCUGUAUGCACCAGGCAUACUUCCUUUCUGUUUUAGAUAAACUAACAAGAGACACCUAAAAUUAAAGAAACAAGAAAUUAUAUGACAAAGGUUGACAGCAUAUAUACUCAGGUUUUUCUUGUCAUGAAUACAUGUACCGUAAGUGCCUCUAUGUGUUUGUGUUCUCUGUACGUUGAGAGUUUGGAUCAUUUCUAAUCUUACCUAAUAAACACCCAUAGCAAUUUUUUAUGGUAUGUUUUGAUCCACAGAUAGAUGACCAUGGUCCUUUUAAUAGUUUGGACAUGCUAAAGAAUAAACCAGGUAAUAAACUUAAGUUAAGUAAUAUUUAGCUGGUCUUGAGGUUUGAAAUACCGUAAUUUCUAUUCUUGGUAAGAUGGUGGAAACUAUUCAUCCUUGAUUUUGUAUUUAAUGCGUUUGCUUAUGUUUCAGCUCAUCUUGCUGUGUUUCUACAUUAUCUUAUAUCUAACAGUGAUCCAAGUAGUCUGGUAAGUGUUCUGUGGUCCUCAGUUUAAUACGCAUAGGACCUGUAUCAUGCAGUUUAGCCAAACCUAGCCUUUAGGUACUGGCCAACAAAUAAUGGAGUGAAACUUAAAAAUAACUGCUUCAAUCAGUGAAGGAACAUAAAAAUAACAAAGGAAGUAUAGUAGAAGGUGUGGAUGGGCAAAGUUAUUUGAAGAUUAAAAUGCGUUGCAAUAAAUUAGGGUGUUUGAAAACUUUUCAGCCCAGUAGUUUUUCAAGACUUAUUAUCGUUGUCUACUCUCACUCUCUUGGAAGACAUAGUCCGUCACAAAGCUGUGAUCCAUCCAGAAGAAAUUUCUUCAUGGCAAGUUGUCAUAGCAAGUGAUAUUGACAAAACUUAAACGAAAUACACUAAACGUCUGUGACAUGUCAGUUCCUUUAUGAUUCAGUAUCUACAGGACUAAAUUUAAUGCCCUGUGACAUCUCUUGAGGACCAGAUCUUAGUAAAGAGGGUAUUUCCAUCAGCACAGGUUCUCAGCAACCAGGGGGUUAUCUGAUGCAGAAAUUGCAGUUCCUUCACUUGUCAGAGGACAAAAAAAAAACAAAAAAUACUUCAAUCUUUCAGACUUUUAAUGUUUUCUUGUAAAUACAUGUCGUGCUUAGAUUUAAAUGACUGCCAUUAUUGUCAAUAUUUUAUUCCUUACGAAAAAAAAAAGAGCGAAGAUCUGUAAAUUGGUUGUGUGCGUAGCGUGCCCAAUACACAUAAGGAUCGUCAAGCAAAGCUUGAUCUUGCUUUGGUCAUAAAUAUCUCUUUCAAUUGGUUUGGGCAAAUGCAGUUACCUAGCAACAAGGUAGCAUGUAAACAAAACCACCAGAACCUGACCCGGUUGUUUUAGUGGCCAUUUAAGAGGUGAGGAAAUGCUUUUAGCGAUAAAUUUUGAACUUAGAAGUACCUUUAGAGAAAAUAGAUGUGAUUUGGACCAGAUUGUACAACAAGAUAGGACUAUUAUGUGAUAAAUUGUGCGAUUUUUAAUGUUGUUUAACCCAUUUGCUCCUGGAGAUUUUGCCAAAAAACGCGUUUUGAAGCUAGUCGAGUGGUUUUGUGGUCACAGUCGUGCUAUAAGGAGCUAAAACUUACCACAAAACUGUUUACUGGUCAUACAUUUCACAGCCUUCUGACCCAGAUGCAAACUGUUUGCUUGUGAAGUUCGGGCAUGCACGGAAAAAAAUUGUUAAAUUAGUCCAAUUGUCCCCGCUCGGAAAAGAAAACAAAUAGAAAGAAAGAAAAAGGACACUUGUUAAAUAUUACAUGAUGCAGUUACACUGCUGACCACGCUGCCUGUCUCUGAAAUCAAAAUGGCUGCCCAAAGGUACCACAGUCGAAGGUUUCAGAUGUAUUGCAAGGCUUUCUUUAGUGAUAAAUCACCUUAAAUAACAUUAAAAUUGGGAAAAUGUUUAAUGAAAGUUAGAAUUUAUCCUUUACUUUACUUGAAUUAAACUUCUUUUAUUUUUACAAAUAAUUAGAUUUUCCUCUAAUUGUGCGAUCAGAUGCGAUUUGAGGCCAAAUGUGAUUGCACCAUUGCACAAAAUCGGAAGCUCUGCUUGAAACAUUGUUUCAAUUUAUUGCAAAGAACCUUAAAUGAAAGCAAAUAUUUCAUUUUAGUUUUCUCAAAUUGUGCAAUUUUUUUUAUACGAAUUAUGGGAUUUUUCACGAAUUCUGCGAAAAGUUGCGAUUUGAGGUCAAUUAUGCAAAGUCACAGAAUAUCAGAACCAUUGGUUUAAAUGCGUUAUUAAAUUUUACUGUCAAUAGCCUUGAUAUUUUCCUCCAAUAUAUCUUUGAAUUUGUGUUUAAUAUGGCUCCAUCAACUUUGAGCAGCGUUUGCCAGCAGAAGUGCUAUGGAAAAGGCUUUAAAUCAUGUAUGAUCAUCCUCAGUAGUGUAGUUGUAAGGACAGGUCGUACUGAACAGGAUAUAUGGUGUCUGAUUCCUCUUUGAAUACCCUUUUCUUUUUUCUUUCUUUUUUCUGGUGGUUUGUUUUGUUUUUAAGAAGGAAAAAAAAGAACUGUCUUUCUUCCUUCUUACCUACCUACUGGCCCUUAGCGCAGUUUUGCGAGGCUCUGCAAUUCACUUAUUUCUAGUAUUUUAUGUGUAGUGUGUCUUUCUUCAACUUCUUCAGUUUAACUCUUACAGGGCAUAACUUCAAGAGUCCCUGGGAUCUGGGUUUGUGUCUUGUAAAUUUCAUAUCCAUGUCCUUUCUCACCAGAUAGUUAAAUUUUUUCUUGCAGUUUUUUUGGCUGGUUACAGAUUCCUACAGAGAAGGAACACCAAAGGAGAUGAAGAAAUGGUCCUAUGAGAUCUACUCCACAUUUCUUGCAGAGCGCGCAGUAUGUGUUACAGUCUUAAUUCAAGUUACUCUACCUCACAAAUAUUGCUGCCAAAAUAACCCAUGACUUCUACACAGCGAUAAUUAGAUACUUUUUUUUAUUUCCAGUAUGAAUAUCAAUUUUGAAACAUCCUUUAUACUUCUGUGAGUCCAUGUAUAGUAGAUUUGCUCGUAUACCCUGUUGAAUCACUCCCUUUCUGAGGCUUUUAAUCAAUCAAGUUGAGUUAACAAAUUACUGAAAAUUACUUUAAUUAUUUUAGGCCCUUUUCACAUGUAUCUCUUUUUUAUUGAGAAUUUUUCUUUCUCCAUUUCCCUUAAAUUCUGGUUGAAUUGUGAGCCAUGUCAUUACCUGUCCAUUUUUGUUUGAGUAUAAUAAUAAUGUUAUUAUAUAUUUUUUGUUAAUUUAUGUCUGCAACAACCAGUAGCUGUGUAUACUGGAAAGAGCAUACACAUCCUCUUUGAAGGUCCUCAUCGCAUUUACCUGAUUUAUGAUACCUGUCUCUCUCUCUUUUAUUAUCAGCCUCUGAAAGUUGACAUGGAUAAAGAGACCAUUGUACAGCCAAUUGGUAGGUAAAUAUGAGUGGUCUAUUGGUGUAGCAUUAAUUUAACGAAAGUCUAAGAAACUGUUUAAGACUGCCACAUAGAUAGGCCUUUUGCAUUAGUUGAUCGCAUGAUCAACUUUUGUUAAACACAAAAAAAGUGUGCUUUUGAAAAAUUUUGUUAGCUUGAGCUGAAAGAGCAUAUUAAAAUUAGGUAACCUGUAAAUUUUCAGCUGUAUAUCUCAAAAGUAGCAGUUGCAAUGGCCGCUGAAAAUUAGAAGGAUUUGUAAAAACAACUUUUGCCACGCAGUCACACUUGAAUGGUUUUCUAUACAAAUCCUUAUAAAUUUUGAAAUUUUCAAAUUAUUGUGAAGUGUUUCCUUAAGCAUUACAGGAAUCAAAUCUCCUAAUAUUCAUAAUGGCAGUUUGAACCCUUAAAUGCGUAAGGGAAAGAUUUAACGACAGUUUAAAGAUUCCAGAAGUUACAAGGAAUUGCACGGAAAACCACUUGAGUGUGACUGGGUGGCAAGAGCUGCUUUUCUCAUACAAAUCCUUCUAAUUUUCAGUGGCUGUUGCAAUCACUACUUUUGAGAUAUAUGGCUGAAAAUUUACAGGAUACCUAAAUUUAAAAUGCUCUUUUAACUCGUGCUAACAAAAUUUUUCAAGAGCGAACUGUUUUGGUGUUUACUAAAAGUUGCUCACUUGAUCAACUAAUGCAAAAGGCCUAUUGAAAGAGAUAAAACACAUUUUUUGAUCAGCCAACAUCAUUGUCUUGUCACUUUAUUGUGACUGGUGAUUACAGUUUUUUAACAACAUCAGGCAGGCGAAAUUUACCAUGCUUAACUUGUUAAUAAAAGUAAUAUAAUAUUGUUUAUUCCUUAUUUGAAUGUUCUAUAAUGUGGAUUCCUUUUUUCAGAGAGCUGCUUGGGUUCUGAAGAAAAUCUUAAGAACUUAUUUCAGCAAGCCAGGUACAAAUGAUUAUUAUCUUUUUACAUUAUUCCAAUUUCUCUGCUGGUACAUAUAAUUUUGGAAUUAAUUUUGUGAGCUUCAUCAUCAGCUGCACCGUGGAUUAACUAGACUCAUUAGAUCAACUAUCCAAAACCAUUGUUUGAAGCUUCUAAAGCUAUUUUCUGAACUAGGUUUUCUAAAGUAGUUCCAUUUGAAGAUUUACAAUUAUUUGAUGAGGCUGAGUAAAAACAACCUAAAACAUGGUUACCUUGAUCAAUGUUAAAUUCCUGACUUCAUAUGACUGUUCUUAAGCAAAUUCAGUCUUCAAAGGGAUGUUUAGUUAGCAGAUAUUCUUCAAAUAGUGGUUGUCAUCGAUUGAGUUGUAUUUUUGCUGUUUUCUUUGUAGUGGUUUGUUUAAUUUUUUUAAUUCCUUGCAAAACGUGUGAAAUUUUCUGCCGUUUUCUCCAGUUCUGUCAAAAAAGCGGAGCUAACAUAACCUUGUCCCCAGGGCCUCUCUUUCUGCUCUGCCUUUUUCUGUUGUUAUCCGGAACUAUUGAUGUCAUGUUACUAGAUAUCUCAGACAUCAUCCAAUUUUGGUCAAAGCCAGCUGGUUGUGAUGAACUAGCCAGGGAAUUUGAGGCAAUUAGAAAUAUUUUGAAUGAAGAAUAAUAGUCAAUUCAUUGGUCCUUUAUAUGAUAUUUAUUGAGGUUCUUAAUCUGCAGUUUCUAAUAUACACAAUGAUGUUUACUGUUUUUUCCCCUGGCCAUAUUCAUUUUUGUAGGGCUGCUGCAGGAGACGAAAUAGGAGAACUAUUAGCAGAUUUUAGGAAUAAACGAGCUCUUGGUCUUGGUAGUUUGUUUGGGGAUCAUCAGCUUCAAGGUACUAAUAAGAAGCAAAUUCCCACUAUUAAAGUAACUGUUAACAUUGUAAGUACAUUGUCAAGAAAUAACAUGGAGAGAAGAUUUUGUAGUGCAAGAGUAGUAGUCACAGUUAUCUUAUCUUUUUUGGAAACCUUAUAUAACUGAGUGGAUGAUCUUUUCCCAUAGUAACUGUCUCAUAGAUUAUUGUCUGGUAGAGCAGAUGGGCAGGGGCUUCCACUUUCGGCAAAGCCAGCCCCUUGGCAGAGUUAUGCCUGUGGCAGGUAAACCCAUUGAGCUCUCACGCCAAUGGCACCAGGCACCUGUCACAGUGAUUUAUCAGGGUAAAAAUAAAAAGGGGGAAGGGAUGGAGGGAAAAGAGUGAUCCAAAGACUAAAUAAAGAGAGAGGCCGGCAGGAAAUGCCGUACAAAGCACAUAGAGAUGAUCCAAACCUGACUGCGCUUGAACCACUGCACUGACCAUUGCCCGACAAUACGCGCCUGCACCCCUAGUUGUUAACUACAUUAAAUUUAAUUUAACUUCUUAUGAACUUCUUGUUUUAACUGGUUGCAUGUCUUACAGAUGAUCACAUGGAUAAGGGAAAGGAACUGCAAGUAGUGGAACAGACCCUGAUGCCGCACUUGGAAAAUAUCAUGUAAGUUCAGUUGCCAAAGUGCCUGAAAAAAAGGAGUGUUGAUGACUUGAGUGUCAAAGCUACUAGUUGCCAGAAAGCAUCUUAUUCAUUAUCUUCUUAGUUUUAUUGUCAAUUAAUGUUUUAUUCACAGGUCAAGGAAUAGCUACUGAAAUUUUCAAAAUUGGUUUCCAGCACUUGCGUACUUUUUGUCUUGAAACCUACGUGGAGACAUCCAGCAGGGAAUUUCAAAACCCAUUUAGGGGUACAAACAAUGUAGCCCACAAUAUUAUUGGCCUUGUGUGAGCAACUUGGCAAAAUACGGACCUUUGUGAAGUCAUAACACGAAGUGAAUUGAAAACAUGGCAUGAAUUCUCUUGUUAUAAGCAGAGUUUUUUUAAAACAAGCAUUUAAGAAGAAAAAUGAAAGAUUUAUAACAUGACUUUUUAGGGUCCUCAUGACUCCAUUAUCAAGUGAGAUGUGAAUAAUAUUACAAUUUAUUGAACAAAUGCAAGAGAUGAGAAGAAAUAAAUCACAUACUGGUUAAGUAAGCACUUUGGCCCGCAGCGAAUAGCAUUGCACGUGUAGUGAAGGUGUGAAGUUCUUAAUUAAAAGCAUUUCUUUGACACCUUCACUAAAUGCACAAUCCAAAUCCCCGGGGGGUGAAAGUGUCACUUUGUUCUUUAUAAUGAAGUGAGUUAUCUUAGUAAUAAUUACUAAGAUAACUAAAAAAAAGGAGUUAUUAAUUUUUCUAAAUCAUAACAUAGGAAAAUUGUUAUCAAAGUGUUUUCCUUUAGUGCAACUUUAAAUAGCUCUUACAUGUUCCUUUGAUCUUUUAUCACUUUAUCGAAAGUCUCUUUUGCUUUGUUUUUUUUCUUGUUAAACAAAGAGUUCUAAUGACUAUUUUGGCAACUAUGUUUUAUAUGACUAUUCUUUUUUCAUCUGCUACUGAAACUUAUUGUUUUUUCUUUAGAGCCUUUUAUGAUGUUUUUAAUUUCUUUCCAGGGCCGAACUUGAUUCUAAUGCCACAGCUGAUGCUACUCAGAUUGACAGAAAGUAAGAUUGGGUGGUAGUAACCAAAUAAAAAAUAGCAACCUAUCUUCUUAAUGUUUACUUGGAUUAAAAUUAGAAUUCUCUAGAUUCCCAAAAAGGUGUAGACAUGGAUUCUAGCUCACUUAGCUUGAGAUGACAGAAUACUUGAGCCUCUUACGUUCCAUUUUUCCAUGCACCCAUACUGUUACAUUAAAUAACAUAGCCAGGACAUUAUGACGUGAUAAUCAAGGCUGCUGCCUAGAAAAAUUUUUUGGGAGCGCUUCGGGCUCCUAAACUAAAAAGUUAGGAGCCCAAGCAGCAUUUCUAAGAGCUCAAUUAAAAAGAUUGGUAACUUUAUUAACCCUUUGGUGACAGCCCGUUAGUAGCGAAAAAACCGCAUUGUUCACCAAUUCCUCUUCUUUGGACUAGUUUUUGGCUAAUUAGCAUAAGAGUGGCUAAAAAUGAGUUUUGCAAACACAAAAGGCAUAGUUUUCGACUAAUCUGAUGUAAUUAAACAGCCUGUUUGUUUUUCACGCAUGCGCAAAAGUCAAGAUUUGGACCUUUUUUGCGAACCUAUUUCAAUCUUUCUCUCUUGCUCUCUUCUUUUGCUUUGCCUUUCUUGUUUUUGUUGCCCACUUUAUCAUCACUCUUUUGCAUGGAAUUGUAGCUGGCUAACUUUUUAGGAAAGGGGCAAAUUUAAUCUUCAAAGAGUAGUAUGUAAACAGCAAAAUUGGCAGUGGAUUUUUCCUCAAAAUGUUACCUUUCUUGUGAGUGUAACUCUGACAGGAUUGGUCAGAAUAUCCAAAACAAGGUAUCGCUGGAAAGAUCUAUCUUUGAAGAAGUUGUUGUUAAUCAAUUUAUACCCUGUGAGCAGAGACCCUUUGAUCUUCCUAGAUAAGUUAAGGAGCUUUGCGUAAUGAGGCAAAACCGAGUGUACUGUUCAUGUUCGUAGCAAGAUACAAAAUGCCUCAAACUUGCAAAAGUUAAUAGCCAUCACGUGUAAUUUGAAACCAGCUUACUUUUCCACGGAUUGUGACUUUUUAUCAGUUUUUACUUCAUGCAGUAGUGACCUAUGCUUCUAACACUGAAGAAAAAGUCAUGAUUUUAUUAUUUGAAGACUAUUAAAUUCAUGUGACGCCAUUUUCAGAUGAGCAUUUUCAACUGCUCUGCAGCGGAAGUCACAGAAGCAAAUUUCAAGACAUAAUGCUGUUUGUUUACCUUUUAUCGGCAGUAAUAUUUUUUUGCUUAUGGCUGACGAUUAAACGUUUUCCGUCAUCGUUUCCAAAGUGUGGAAUGAGCAGGCAAUUUUGUUGUUUGUUCACUGGAAGUUAGCCUGAGAAUCAUAAGUUUUAGGGGCCCGCUAAGGUUCCCAGUUUGAAAUUUUGGUUGCGUGAGGGUAAGUCAUAGGUGCCUCUUGUGACCUGGUGCCCGUUAGGCAGCAGCCUUUGAAAAUGUAAUGUGCCAUGUUGUCAGCAAUGUUUCAUUUUUUAUUUGGCAGCACUGCAAUGGCAUCUGCCCUAACUACAUUUUUAAAGCAAGUUGGACUCACUCUUAAGGUCAGUCAGAAUUACCAUUGAGCUUCUCACCUUACAACAGUAAGGUUAUCAUUUUUUUGCUCACCAUUGUCAAGUAGCAGGGAAGAGAUGGUGUGUAAAAAGGACACUAUUGGGUCAUAGGUGUGAUGCAUCAAACAAGCAUGGGGCAACAACUGUGAUUGUGAAGGAUAUUAUUUUUAAUAUUAAACAAAAGAAAACAAUAGUUGUUUGAAAUAAAGCUACUCAGUGUUAUUACAACAUACCAAUUUUUGUUUUUCCUCUGAAUAACAGUAAUAGGAUUGGAAUGAAGAUAAUGUGAACUGUGGAAUUUAAAUGAAGAUUGUCGCAGUGGUAAUUGGAAUUUAAGCAAUAAAAUUGCGAAUUAAUUCAGAAAAAAAAAAUUGGGGGACUUCAACGGGAUUCGAACCCAUGGCCUCUGCAUUAGUGUUUUUUGGGGGGGGGUUAAUUUGCAAUUGGUUAAAUUGCAAUUACCACUGCAACGAUCAUAUCUUCACUUAAAUUAGUAAUAGUAUUGGUGAUUGACAUUUUAUAUAUAUUUUGCAUGUGUUUCUUUUUCCAGCAACAGGGAAACAAUACAAAUAUCCUAGAGCGAUAUUCAAGUUUCACAAGAAAAGAACAGAGACCUGCACUGUUUAAGAUUAAAGCAAGCAAAAAGGUACCUGAUGUCUGUGGUAGUGAUGAGAUGCAAAGAAACAGAAAAGACAGUGUUUAGGAAAACUAUAUACUAGAAAAUGAUCUGGGCAGGGUUUCUUGUUAACUGCAGUAUGUUCUUCAAUCUGACGUUGUAGGCUGAUUGCAGGAUAUUGUUUGUUUUUUUAUAGAUAAAAGGACACCAUUUUGUCAGUACACACUACACAAUUCUAACCUUCUGCAACCACUGUAAUGGCCUAUUGUGGGGCAUUGGAGAUCAAGGCUUCCAGUGCUCAAGUAUGUUUGGUUAUUUUUCAAAACUUAAGUGAAAAUAAUACCAGGGAGGUUGUUUUAGUCAGUUGAGUUUUAUGCUUGUGAAGAAGACAGGUCUGUCAAUGAGGGCCAGUAGCUGGCCAAAACUGCCGAGUAGUUAGCCAUCCUUAGCUGGCUGCUUUCAUUUCCUUCUACCAUAACUGCUGACAAAAUUGUUGAAAAUUUAUUUGCUCAUGUUGUGAAAAAAAAAAUCAUUGUAUCAUGAUUAUAAUAGAAGUAUUAUCAGAAGCUACAGUCGUAGUUAAUUAAAAAUGGUCUUUGUAACGUAACAAAAACAGAGUUCCAAUUUUCACUUCUGUUGCGAGUUUGGGAUAAGUACCAUAAAAUUAGUAGCUCAAUUUAUGAACCAUGUAUAAUCGGUUUGCUUUAAAUUUUGUUAACCUUGCUUUGGCAAAAUUGAUUCCUAAGUAAUGUUGUGUAUACCAUCAGAGCAUCAGAGAAAUCUCGUUGUUACCCUUACAGCUUAUCAGGGCUAAGUUAAUGCUUUUUUUUGGUUAGCUUGUGAGUAUAAUGUGCAUAAAGGAAACUGCUUUGAGGCAAUUGAGGAAUGCCCUGGACCUAAAAAGAAAAGGGUAAGUAAGCAAACUGUUAAUCAGCCUUUAUAUGACCAUUUGACUAUAAGGGUGAAAUAACAAACAGGAUAUUAUUGUUAAUAUGAUUACCAGCCAGUUCUUUCAAAGGUCUAAUCUAAUGAUUGAUCCUUAUUUUUUUGUUUACUAUCUGGUUAGCUUUUUAAUAUUCUGUAAAGGAUUGAUAGUGCCACAUUGGUUCUUCUUUUUUUUGUAUAUUUUUUAGUUUGCAUUCUAGGGUUUUUUAAUUAACAGACUUUUUUGACAUGUUCUUAUUUUAUAGCAUUUCCAGUUCUGUAAAUAAGUACAAACACACAAGUGAUUGUCAACAAAUUGUAAUGGUUUUGUUAGGUUACGUCACAGGCUAAGUUAAGGAAUGUGGUCACAAUAACUUAUUUAAAGCGGGCACUUAUUGUUGAAUGUCAGCGUACAAAUUCUUUUUAUGUAUAACUUACAAUUUACCUGUAAAAUAUAGACAGUGAAAAUUUUCUUUACAAGAAUUGAAAGACUCUUACACUUAUUGUAUGUUUGUUUUAGAAACCAGCUGUCAGGUCAACAUCAGUUGUAAAUAAUAAUCGGAAAAUUAGUCAGCCAUUUGGGGAAAAAUGUGAGUGAAACAGUAUGUCCGUUAAUGUAGUAGACAAUAUUUGUUGUUAAGGUAUCUAAAUAUGUUUAUCUUACAGUGGCAGUAAUGGACCAUUUUGUAUUGUUUUGGUCCAGUAUUUAUUGUUGUUAACUUUAUCAACCUCGUAGUUAAACUAAACUGCAUCAGGAUUGAAAAGAUACCCAGAAUUCUAGAAUUCUAAUUUAAACUUUACUAAGAAUGGUUUUAAUUGUGUAUAUUGAGUUUUUUUACUGUUUCUAUUUUUAACAAACUUGCUGAACUCUAUAUCAUUUUUUGUCUGUGGAGGGUGGGUUUAAUGUUGACAUGAUUUGUUUGUUAUUGCCUUUUUAGAUUGGGUGAAAAAUCAUGACAGUCAAGAUGAUGAUGACCCUGAAAAUGGCCCCGGAGGUAAGAUGUGUUCACAUAAUUAUCCCCGCCCCCAGAUUAUCUCAGUCGUUAAAAAGACAGCUGAAAAUCAGACAGUAAAAUAUCUUAUGGAAAGGCUGUGUUAACUUGGAAAGAGAUGGCAAACCUCCAUAUAUCACUGAAUCCAGUUAUCUUGUCCUUCUUGAGUUUGGCUGAACUGUGCAAAGGGCACUUGAUAUUACAGUGGGCGUCAUUAAGUUGGUUGUCAAGUGCUUCUUGAUAUAAUAUUAUUAUCUAGUAUUUUGAUUAGACUCUUCACAAAUAGAUGAGCUGCGGAACUGUUGCCUUACAGGUUAUUGGGGUGCCAGGUUCGGUAAGCGGCAGGGAAAUAUCCAUGGCAACCCUGGAAUGCAGGAACCACUCAAAUGAGCGCCUGCUAACCAGCACAGUCACACUGAAAUAAUUCAGUUGAAAUAACUUACCUGAAAGGAUACUUACCCUGGCAACCAAACAAAACAGUGGGAGGGAGGAGAGGAUACAAGAAUCCUCAAUGAUUCGCAAGCGAUAGCUGAGCUUUUGAUCUGCAAAAAUCAGCUGAUAACACUGUAUUUGUAAAGCAAUGAACCUUGAAACCCUACAAAACUCCUGAAAGCCACCCCACAGGUCAUGUACUGCCGAUAGGGAAGACCCCUGGCUGUAAUUGCUCGAGUUUAACUUUGCUUAAAUGAUAUUUAGCCACAUUAGAUGUAAUAAUUAUCUUAUUGGUAUUGCCUUUUACAUUUUCAGUUGAUUAUAAAACAAAAAGUGGUUCUCUUGAUGAUGACUUGGUAAGUUAUCCAUUACUGUUAGUGCAUAAGCAGAUUAUUGUAUUAAUGGCAGUUUUCAGUGUCACAUACUCUCCUUGGUAAAAUACUCCGACGUGCCUUUCCCAAGUAUAGUUUCUUGUUAAAUAUCUUAAAGCCUUUUUAAUUUACACGCAUGACAUUGGAUGUCACAUAUCAAACAGGAAUCACAGGAAUCAGGGCCUGGUCACUAAGAGGCCGACUGGUACAGCAGGCCAGGUGACAUUUUCAGAAACUGUAUUACAGUUAAAUCAUACAUUGAAGGGAGCCAUGUUCUGAUUCUAUCACGUGUACAUUUGAAUCAUCUUGAACAUUUCUUUCUUGAUCUGAAUAAAUGGAGUUCGUACUAAUCAUCACGUUCUGUUUGACAGAUUUCAGGUGGAAGGGAGAACAGGUAAAAGCAACCAUUGUCACGUACGCUUAAAAUUGAGUUAUUAAAGAGCAGGGUACAGUCCGUUUUCUCUAAUCUUGGUAGAAAGCAUGCAUAUGUCCUCGUAUUUCCUUCCUUUCGUUUUCAAACAAAGGAAAUAGUAGACACAUCUGCAUUCAGGUAUUGUAAACAAAGAAUAAGAGUUGUCAUAGAAAUUAACCCUCAAUCUUGUGUUACCUGUCGUUUGAGCAACUCACCCCAAUGCUCUAUGCUAGAAUGAUGUUGUGUUCACCAUGGUGAGCAGGAAAAUUAUUAACAUGUAUAUUGAAAAUAAGAAUUUCCAUUAUCAUUUCGUGUGUUUGUUCCAGAUGAGGGCAAAAAAGUAACUCCAGGCCCUAGUUCAAAAGUUGAAUAGAUCACAUAGUGGAUAGUGGAUAGUGGGUAGCUUUAUCCACAUUUUGAACAACUAGGGUCAGAUGUCUAAUUUGCUUUGCUGGUCUUUUUUGUUGUUACCUUAGAAUAAUGGGUGAUGACCAGUCUAGAACAGACAGGUAACAUGAUUAUAAAUAUGUUCAGCUCCAAAUGAAUGUAUUUUGUGAUCCUUCUGUGGCACCAAGUUAAGGUUUAAACUGCUUUGUCAAUUGCUAGAAAAUUAAUCUUUGAUCUUAUGGAAGCCUUUUUUUGCUGGGUGAAGUGUUUGGCUUCAAAUCCCAUACCCUCCCUCCCCAUGUAUUCAUUAAGUUAUAAUAAUGACACUGAUGCAAGAAACGCGCUUUAAAGAUCCUCUGUAAUACCAAUAACAGCAUUUUAUUCUAAGAAAAUAGAUCUCGGCAAUAAUCUUUAAAAAACAUUGCGUCGCAUGCAAAAAUCAAGCAAAUUUAGGCCGAAGGGAAACAGUGACUCUUUCAACAUAAGCUGUUUACAGUAUUAGUACAGUGUUAUUGUUGAAGUAGUAAGCCAACCAUGAUAUUCUUAUUUUUCGCCAAUUAAACAGUUGUAAUGUUUUCUUGUUGCAGGGAAAGAUAUUUAGGACCAGAAGUAAGUUUCAUCAGCUAUUAAACAAAAUGAAUUACUUAAGAACAUUUUCUUCCAUACAGUUAAUUUAUAUUCAAGUUUCAUCUAUCAUGCCCUCUCUUUUUAAAGAGGGAUUCUGAUUGAGUUUUUCUCUUUACCUUGCAGGAAGGGAUGUCAAGACUUAAAAGGUGAGAAUCUUUAAGUAAAGUGGUAAUCAUAAAUGCAACUUGUUGACUCACGAAACACGUUUUCUAAAACUCCGUGACUCCGUAAUCCACGCUCAAUUUUUCUUUGAAAAGUUAUUUUUUUGAGAAUCAAAAGUUUUAUUAAAAACAACAUUUCCCAACACUACCCACUGAUUGGGUGAGCCUUUUCCAACUUAUUAACUAUGUUGUUCACUGACUGCCCGGCUAGGUUUUGUCCGGAAGGAGGGGUAUUGCCUGUUAUGGCCUAUGCGGGGAGGCUCUGCGCGAAAGGGGUACCUUUUUCACGAUUCAGGUAUAUAAAAGUGUAGGGAUUGCACUUGUUGAAAAAUAUGAAAGGGUAGGGAAAUCUGUUAUUUCGGUUUGUAAAAGGGCACAAAAGGGUUACCAGAUGCAUUUUAUCUCGGUGAAAAAGUCGAGAAAACGUUCUGGUUUUGUGCGGAUUUAUUCACGUUUUUGAAGACAGUGCAUUAACAGCAGUUGAAAGCGAUGCAAAGUUCUUAAUUAGGUAUGUGAAAGGAGUACCAUUUGUCAAUAGAAGGUAUAUCACAGGGGUACCUUUUUUUGUCAAAAAUAGUUUAUAAAAGGGUCAUGGGUUUGACCUCGGGUCAGAGCCUCCCCGUAUAAAACUUUGUUGAGUACAGGUUCCGUGGUAUAUUUUUUUGACAAGCUUUUUAACAUGAAAAUGAAAGGACUCUUCUUCACUUGCAAAUAGGAAAAGCUUUUGACACAAACCAUAAACUUUCAAACACCUUUUCUCGGACAAUUCAUUGAUUAGACCAUCGACAGAUUCUUGUUAGACGACCAAAAAAGCUGGUUUAUUAAACUGAAAAUACAGACACAGAGACCUGGAACUAAAACAAGUCGUAUACUAAACUGAAGAAAUGAUAUUUUCUGAUCCAUACAUAAAAAUUUUCAUAUCCCAUGAGCGACCACAUAUCCAAAAUAAAAUAAAUUUUCAUCCCAUCAAUCCCUAUAGUCGGAACCUUCACAUCUUGGCAAUUAAGGUUGUUUCUUAUCACCGUUUGAGCAUCUAUGUUUUACUCGGUGGCCUGUGCAUAGAGCAGCGUGCCUUUCAUGUAACAAAGUGAGAGAGAAAGGCAGAAAAUAGUCCAAAAUUCUUCUUGUUAGCACCCUGUUCCUCAUAAGAAACCUUUGUACUAAUUAUUUGUUUUGUAUUUUGUUUCUUUAGCACUAGCGAACUCUACCUUGAGAAACCCCAAUUAGCAAAACAUGUUGGAAGAUCUGAGAGCAUGAAAACUACUGUAAGUAAUAUAUGCCAGAUACCAGUGGAACCCAUGUAAUUCACACGGCCACUAAAUACAUUCUAAAACAGAUUGGUCAUGUUUGUAUGUUCAGUUUGACAAAAAGUGGUAGGUGUUUUCAUCAGUCUGCCAUGACUGCUUGCCUUGUGGCUCUGUGUGUGUGUCUUAAGCUAUAGCUGGCAACACAUUGAAACAUUCACAUUGUUUGCUGCAAUUAGGGAUUUGUCAGUGUUCUGCAAUAUUGUUGUAACUGUUAUUGUUUCCCAGUCCGGUAUCUUAAUUCGAAAAAUGAACAAUCUUUAGAUGAGGUUGAACUUGAUAGACAGAAUUAUCGAGGCUGAGGCAAAUAACACAAACUGAAACCUUGGCAAUGCUCGAUAUGAUUGAUUGAUUGAUUGAUUGAUUGAUUCACUUUUAUUUGAAUACGGUUAUUUCACAAGUUAAUAUAACAUAAAAGCCGUAUAGAAACAGAAGUAACUACUGUACAACUACACUAAAAAUAUGAACAAAUAAUAAAAUAUAGUAAAAUGUAGUCAACAGUUUGCCUGCCUACUAGCCAGUUUUCUUUUAAAGAAAGCUUUAGAUUCGGACGCUUUUACGUCAUUAGGUAAUGAAAACCUAUAGAAUGAUUUUUUAUUAUGAACACACAUGAACUUAUGUUAAAAGACGAAAUAAACACCAAGUGAUACAUCGUCUUUCUUACAACGUUUUAACGUUUUCACCCUUGUGUCAACUUUAGUUCGCUCUAAAAGUUUCCUGGAAAGCCUUGUAGUUUUGUAGAAUUCUCUUUGAAAGAUCUUUUAAAUGACGAAAAAUGUUCCUGCAACCUUUUGGCAGCCUGUAAAGUGGCGUCGUACAAAACUAUGAUUAUCAGCAAAAUUUCGUCACUUUGGAAUGUUUAAAAUUUGUUCAUCUGUAAGAACGACGUAUUGAAACCUAUUGCCAGAUGGAAUUAGUGAGUUUACGCAACAGGACGGCAGAAAUAAGAAGACGGCAAAACUCUUGUGUGUGACAAACGUGACAGGCCUAUUACUUAUGUGUGUUUCGUGAUCUUCACUUAAGUUAAUGUUUUCUAGUCUUUUACAAAAAGACCUGUUUAAUGGAGGGUGCAGUUCGGCGGAAGAGUUUUCCAAACAAAAUUAUUGUCACGCUUGUCACACAAGGUUUACCGUCUUCUUUUCUCCCCCGUGCUGUUGCGUAAGCGCACUAUUAACAGUGCACUUUUAGCCAAUCAGAAUUAAGAUAAGAACAGAGUUACAGUCAACUCUCUUGAUGGACAUCAAUAUGAGACGGACACUUGGAGUUGGUCCCUGCAGCAUUUCUUUACUCCUCUAAGUUGACUCUCUAUAAGAUGGACAUCUCUCUAAGAAGGACACUUAGUGCUGAUCCUAAAGGUGUCCGUCUUAGAGAGAGUUGACUGUACAUAAUAAUGAUUGUUGUUGUUUUGGGACUCUAUGCAGAGGGACAUUACGUCACAACUUGCGCCACUUAAAAGAAUAAGACGAUCAGUGGCGGGAACAGUGGAGUCUGUGUAAGUGUCACUGAAUUAUAACCUUUGCAGUAACAGUAAUAUAAGUCAAAGUUUAAUUUUCAAGUUUUCAUCCAUUAUUGCUUGAUGCAUAUAGUACAGAUAAUGUCGAUUUUAGGGUAUCUUAACAAUGAGGUGCUCCGGGACUGCCAGUAAGUUAGCCUCUCUUUCUAUGAGGUUUUACCUAAUUUCACAGAAAAAUCAAAACCUGAACUGCUAACACCCAACACACAUUUUCCUGGCGACUUGCCUCCCUUCCUGCUAUUUUUUUUAAAGAAAUGAAGACAGCCCUGAGUACAUAACCGUCUUAGAAAUGUAAAACUGUGUCACUGCAUUAAACAUCAGGAAAACUUAUUUGUAACAUAGAUGCCACCAUUAGUUAUAGUAAUGAUUCAAUUGCUAUGAUCCACAGCCAUUUGCUGAUUAGAGGUAAAGGACAAUGCUUUCCUUUGCUGCUGCUUUAAAAUUACAUGCAGUAUAGCUUUUGUGAAAACUAAUCUGGGAAUUUUUGCUUUCCAAAUAUUUAUAAGAAUCCAAAUACUUGCAAAACUUUUAAAAUUGAAGGGAAUUAUUUGAAUCAUUUGUUUGUUUGACUUCAGCUUUCGUCACUGAGUCACCCACGUUGCAAAACUUUUACAGUUAUUUUUUAAAAACUAAAAUAUUAGAAAGAGUUACCAAGAGUCUACUCAAGUACUUCUGAAGGCGAUCUCUAAUCAUUUGAAAGACAUAAUACUCACGAAUGACGUCAUGAUGACCUUUUGGAAGCGUCCGGCGGGUAAUAUGUUGAAAAUUUUAGUCUCUUGAAGGGACUUCAAGCAUCAAGAAACAAAGGGGAAGAGAGAAUUGAAUUUUGGAGCAUAUAAAAUGUGUGAAGAUGUAAACACAUCUGGUAGUAAAAUAUCACGUUAUUUUUACUUUAAGCCUAAUGUUUUGUUAAUUAUUUCUUUAGAGGCAUAGAUUCCCCAGUAAUGGAUCCUGUGUCUGAGGACGGUAAGUCACAUUUGUGUCUUUUUUUGCUAAAUCUUCUAUUCUGUACAUAAUCCUUUAUACCAGUUGUCGAUGAUUAAAAAAACACAUUUCGUCUUUGGAUAGUGGCUUAUAAAAUGGCCAACAAUGAAGAGGUUUUGCUGACCCGCUGAAAAGGAAUUAACUAUCAUUUUCAUUGGUUUGAUAUUUUUAUAGUUAUGAAACAGCUUAUCAAAGCUUUGUUUCAUUAUUUCCUAAAAUGGGUGAAACAAAAAUUCCAGAAAAACUUUUUAGACAAGUCGUUUCCUGUGUGUUUGUGGCAUAACUUGUUAAUGUUUAUGUCGUGUAUUAGUUUGUUUUUAUUUCCCUUCCAUACCCUUACCGUUAAUUCCCACUGGUUAUCAUGAAAACAUUUAUGUAAACGUUCAUUCUCACAUAUUGACAGUGAUAACUGUAAUUACACAAUAAUAUCAUCAACAAAUUAACUAAUGAUACUAAAGCAAAACUAACUUUAAAAAGCUAUAAUCUAAUUUUACUGCGCUCUCUUAAAUGAUAUAUUAUUUUAACUGAUGUUGUGAGUAACGUCGUAUAUAAUCUGGUUGUCGCUUCUAACACUUAUAAAGUGAGUAGACCAUCGAAUUUAAUUUUGUUUUUUUGUUACUAUUGUAAUCUUGCUAAUAACGUAGAGGUAGUUUACGUUCGACUUUUUUCAUGUACAAAUAUUUUUACUAUUUUCCUCUACAUUAGCCCCAACGACAGGACCUUUAAUUGUGCCAAUCAUCGUUGUAAUAAUCGUUUCUAACAAGAAGUAACUUUUAGUCUUAUCACCCAUGUGAAAAGCAUCGAGCUGUAAUUUAUCAAGCAUUCAUUUAAGUCUGAAAAAUUCACCAUUCAUCAUUUUUAUCAAACAAAAAUGCUUAACCAUAGUGUCAUUUAAACAUGCAAAAGCCUUGCUUAAUGUCUACGUUAUGUGGCAGCUAUAAAAUUCGUGGCUUUUUUAUAUGUUUAUUGAAUAUUUCGUUUUACCUCAAACUUCAACUAAUCAUAACGAAUAGCCUUCCGCAUCAUAACAGUCAUUUUUACGUUCAUACCGUGUUCAUGAAACUGUUGAUGUUUGAAUUUUCUUACAUGUAGCGGUUCAGGUGUUAUGAUAAUUAGUUGCAUUUAAAAGUAAACACAUAAAUUUUCCAGGUAAGUCUUUAUUUUGAAGUUAAAGUAAGACUUAGGAAAGAAAACAAAUGGUAAUAAAUGGCUGUGUCGUUUGACGCGUAUUUUCUAGCAGGUAAAUUGAUGAGUAUCCAGCUACUGUAUUUUGAAAAAAAAUUUGCUGCUAUUUUGUACAUCUGUCUUCUUUUUAUAGAUAAGUUGUUUCUUCUUUGCAGUUUUAAUUGUUAAUCCUAACUUUCCUACGGCUAUAAAUAAUAAAAAAGUAUUUAAACGUAGACUUGGAUUCGUAUGAAGUUAACGUUUAAAUGAAUAAUGUAAGUGACCAAUAUUAUGUUUCAAAUUGACUAUUGACCUGCAAUAACUUAACAUAAGCUGUCAUCAUUAACAUUACCAUGUGUUUAUGUUUGUUGUGUCUCACAAGUUGUUUUUCUCCCAGGGAGACGUAUGCGCUCACGAUCUCCUUCUUUUCUGCCACCAGAAGAAGAACCAGUAAGUCUACUAUGAUAAUUUUUUUUAAAAAACCUAACAAAGAACUCUGGGCCGAGUUGUUCAAAGCCGGGUUAAGAUAACCCAGGGUUAGUGCGAGAUUUGAAUUCAGAUUUGAAAGCAUCAAAAGCAUUUCAGUUUUAGUUCUUUUUGUGUACAAGUUGAUGAUUGGAAGCUCUAAAAAUAACAGAGAAAAUUAUCCGAGAAAAUGCUUUUGAACACAAGAAGAAAAGAAACCAGGGUUAAAUUUAACCCCGCGUUAAGCGCUAAUCGGCCUUCGAACAACUGGGCCCUGAUCUUCCUGGAUCACCGUUAUACCACAGAAAACAGUUUGGUUAGUAGAUUGUGAAGAUAGGCAGUGGAUGGUUAAGGAUUCUUAAUAAACUAGGGAUUGCAAGCAACCUUUACAUCAAAGUCACGUGAUAAAUCAAUUCCACUUUUAAAUAUAAUGUAAGUUUGUAUAUGUUAAUUCGCUGUCUUAUUCAGGGUAUGAGAUGAGAAUUCAUUGGAGUGUCGUUUCGUUGAAUUUACCAAAAUGUGGAACGCACGUGUAGCCUAUCGAUUCUUUUAGUUUUGUGCCGUUCUCACAGUUCUCGUAACGGCAAGUCAUGGGCUUAUCACUGGUUAUGUAUAUUUAUGAGCUUUUUUUUUGUAACUAGUCUCAUAGGGGUGUAUUUCUUACCCAAGAUAGUUUUGUAAAGAUGUACAUACAGUGUACGUAAUCUAUCCCCUGCCUAUCUUCAUUCUUGCAAAAAGUCUGAGAUGUACCCUUAAGUAGACCAACUAACAGUGUUUGCUAACGUUUAUGCUAGAUGUAAAAAUGCUUUGUAUUCUUGUAUCAUUGGAGGUCAACGUAAAAGAACACUACUGCUAGUUGCGGAAGUUAAAAAGCUAGUCAUAUAUACACGUUGUAUGAUGAAUUUGUCCGAGAAACGAUCGCUUGAUUGGCUGAUGUAGCAUCAGUGCAAAUCACAAAUCACAACAACAGGUUGCAUCUUACUAUGCGUGUGUCCGAUCUCUAUCGACAGUGGAUGCAAUAGGGGAAUUAGGAGCAGAAAAAAAGUUCUUCUGGCGGUAGUCUUCUUUUGCAGUUUUAUUUUCAGUGAUUGUGAAUUGUUUGAUUGAAAUUGAUUGUGAAAUGUUUAGUUAAAAAUUUGAAAAAACAAACAAACAAAAACAAAGUGGACCCAAUUUGUCCAGCGCCGGAAGAGUAAAUCUACAGUGUUAACAAUAAUUGUUUUGAUUUUGAUUUGCAAGGAUCCAGACAUGGAGGUUGAUGCCCAACCCAUACCUUGGCACCAAGUUGUAGAUAAAAAGGUAAUUAGCAAACAGUUGUGUAUGAAUUAUUCGGUUUGAAUGGGUAGUUGUUUCUUUGGUGUAAACCAUGGUAGGUGUUGGUGAUAGAAAUGGACGUUGAAUUUCGUUUGACGAUCGAUUAUUUAAACAGGUUUUCUCAUUGUCAAAAAACGAGUAAAAAAUGACGCAAACAACAUCCGUCGAACGACGUUUCGGUGUCAUCGUGACGCCAUUUUCAAUUACGCAGACUGUCGGAAAUAAUUUUCGGAUAGAACAACUCCUCACAAUGUUGGGACCCACAGUGCAUGGUGGCAAGGAUACAACCCAUAACCAUGUGCGCUUGCCCCAAACAAUGUUGGAAGAGCUGUGCAAACGGAUCCAACAAUCUUGCGUUGCUUUGGGGAUGCCUGUUUUCCUUUCGUAAAGUAAACGGUCGUUGCCUUUUCUAAUGGACGAUGUCCUCAUUGGUAACCAAGCCUUUAGUCAUGAUAGAUGUAAUAUAUUCCCUGAAUUAAGGCAAAUGAUACGUUUUUGAAUAGUCUUAGGGCCCGUCCACACUUAUCCGGAUAUUUUUGUAAACGGAUAUUUUUCUCCUUUUUCAAAAAAAAUUACGCAUCCGCACAUAGCUUAUUCGAAUCGUUUUCGUCCGUCCACACGAAAACGCUAAAACGAUGGAAAUACGAUAGCGUCCCUUACGGAGCAUGUGCAAUUCUCGUAAUUCUCGAUUAUGUGUGAAAUCAUCAUAUUCGAAAAUCUCUGUUUUCGUCCGUCCACGCGUAAGCGAGAAGCCGGCGUUUUCAAUCUCCACUCUGGAAAGCGUUUUUGAAAAAAUGCGUUUUUGGUGACUUUAACUUUUUCACCGGAUACGUGUGGACCGUAGGGCAAACUUCGUUUUCCAAAAAAAAAACAAUCAGAUACGUGUGGACGGGAACUUAGAGAGAACGACGUUGAAGCCCAAGUUGAAUUUACGUUAAAAGUUUUGGAAUGAGUUUUGGUGGCUGUGUAAUGGCAAGAGAGAGAGCAGAAUAUAAAAGGUCCAGGUUCGAGGUCCGAAUUCCACUCUGGGUUGCGAUCUUCUAUCUUUUUAAUAGAAACACUCUCUAUAACAGGUCGAACAUUGUCUAAGUGUCUUAUAAAUGGCAUCGACCGUUUACGAAAGGGACAACUGCUUCGGCGAUCACGGAACGAAAGAAAUGUUGGGAGUUGUUGGCGCUAAAGUUUGACCGGUUUCAAACUUUGCGCAACAACUCCCACCAACAUGCAACAGUGUGUGCAAACGGACACAACAUGUAACAUCCAACAAUGUUGCGUCCUUUUGUACGGAGCUUAAGAUUAACAUACAUAAAAUAUGCAGUUAAUGUCACACAAAAAAGUUUAGCUCGAAUAGUCGGCUUAUCGGUCAGACAAGGUUUUGGCCUACAGGAUGUGGGUCGUGUUCGGCAAUAAUAUGGUAGAUAAGUCUGUACAAUCAUGUAAACGUGUCUCCUGACUGCUGACUGCCGGUUUAUCAAACAAUUGGUUUGAAGAUAGUUCUAGUGUUGAUGGUUGCUUUUUAUUGACAUUUUUAACCGCGGCAGGCUUAGCUCAGUUGGUAGAGCGCUUGACUGUGGAGCCGGAGGUCGUGGGUUCGAUUACUGGGACCUGAUCAACACUCAGAGUCUUAAAAUAACUGAGAAAUGAAGCUACUUCUUUGCCCUGCAAAUGGCUAGAACUCUAUAAUGUUUUUGUUCUAGGUCAUUAAAAAACUAAGAGGAAAGGAAAUCAAGCGUCAAGAAAUCAUUCAUGGUAAGACAAGUUGAACUUUAUAUAAAGACAUGGAACGAGACAUAAAAAUAGUGUUUAACAGUUUCUAGAUAGUAGAUAGUAGAUAGUAGAUGGAAUGAGUGUCGAUACUGUUGCGUAACCUUCAAAAUUUUAGGAUUUGUGUGAAAAAUAUAAACGAUUGUUUCUGAAUCCUACAAAUGUGAAAGAGAUUUAAAUAGACAACAGCUUACCUAACUGAGUUUUUUGUGUUUCUCCUUUCUUGUGUAGUCCCCAAGCCGAUUUAUGGCCAUUGUAUGGGUUAUUAUUAUAUUAUAUGGGUUUUAGUGCAACUGGUUUACUCCCUCCAUAUAACCUUAUAUCGCUCAUAUUUCAAGGUUGAGCUACGUGUGUCUUUGUGCCGUGUGUCUUAGUGUGGAUGGUCGAAAACAAUGUGGAAAAGCUCUGGUGUGGACGCAAAGUUUUGAAUGCGUUCUUGUUUACGUGAAAGCGCCUCAGUAUAGACCAAGCUGGGUUUUGAUUGUUACAGUAGUGACCGACUUACUGUGAAGGUUUACUGCAAAAUUCAUUAUAAAAAAUUCACAAGAAAAACACUAUAAUAGCAUCAGAAUAUUCUAAUAUUAACUGUAUUUUUCUCUUUUAGAGCUUAUUCAUACUGAAAGAACACAUGUUAGGAAUCUUAAAGUUUUGAGCAAGGUGAGUUGGUAGUUAGAAAUUGAGAACAUAUAUAUAUAAUAUACACAUAUCUUUUUCAUUUCUACUUUGAACUAAAUUGAAUAAGCUUUAAACUGUACACAGGAAUGAAAACUACCCUUAGUGACAGUUUACGAUCGAGCAAUAGAGCAAUCUGAUAUUCCUUGAUGUCUCGACCCAGUACUUUUGCAGCGACACCUUCCAUCUUUGAAUCUCUUAUACGUAAUCAAAUUGAUCUUUACUGUAAAACCGAUUGUAACACAUGUAUUACACAUAGACUAAACUUUAUUUUGAUAUUAUUUUUUGGGCGAUCGGAAUAAAUAUCACGUGCCGAUGACGUCACAAUAGUUUUAGCUCGAAAUCGAAUUUCAGUCCUUAUCGACAUUUCUUUGGAAAUACUUUACGCUACCGAUACUUUGAGUGUUUGUCUUCUGUUGCGCGAAGUUUCACAAAAAUCUAUAAGAGGAAUUUCGAGAUAUCUUGGAAUUUCUACAAAAAGGGUAUAAAUUAUGCAUGAACUGAAGACUGGAAUCAAUACAGACAAAUUUGCUAUUUUUUUUGGAUGCGUUCGAAAAGUUUUUAUCACCCACUCAUUUUGUAAAUGACCUUUAUACGCUCUGCAACCGGUUGAACGCAAUUUCGCGAUUUCGAAAAAAACAUGAAAACAUGUGAAUGAGUCAAACGCAAUGCUAAACUCUUUUUGUAAUGUCUAAGGCUACUUUCACGAAAACAGCGAUUAAAGAAAGUCGUCAAUAGAUUUUCGUAAUAAAAUUUCAGUGCUGCAAUUGAUCAGUGUACUAUAAAAUCCCCGAAUUUUGUGUCCAUUAAAAACUUUUUAAGUUGUCUAACGUAGGCCCAAAAUUGAGUAAAUAUUGAAGCGAUGUCAUAGAUCUGGCUAAGUUUUUGCUGUGGGAUUUCCUAUUGUCUCGAGUUUAGUAAAACAUCAGAUACCCAUGCACCUUCUCAUGCACCACGCGAGAAUUUACCGUGCUUGGUUGCCCUCCCUAAUCUAUUCGCUAUUGUUUUCUCCCAUUCUACAGCAUUACCAUAUUUCGGAAAGAUUUCAAAGGGCAACCAAGCGCGGUAAAUUCUCGCGUACUGCAUGGGAAUUUGAUGUUGUGCUAAACUCGAGACAAUAGGAAGUCCCAGAGCAAAAACUUAGUCAGAUAUUUGACAUCGCUUCAAUAUUUGCUUAACUUAAUUUUGGGCCUACGUUGGACAGCUUAAAAAUUUUUCAAUGGACACGAAAUUCGGGCACUUUAUAGUAUACUGAUCAAUUGCAGUACUGAAAUCUUUUCAAGAAAACCUAUCGACGAAUUUUUGUUUAAUUGCAGUUUUUGUGAAAGUAGCCUUAAAAAAUUACGGAAAAAAACUCAGCCUUGCGUUUACUGAUUCACAUGUUUUCAUGUUUUUUUUCGAAAUCGCGCAAGUCUUCUUGCGUUUAGCUGGUUGUAGAGUGUAUAAAGGUCAUUCGCAAAACAAAUGAGUGAUCAAAACUUUUCGGAAAGCUCCGAAAGAUGGCAAAUUUGUCUGCAUUAAGUCCAGACUUCAGUUCAUGCAUAAUUUAUACCCUUUUUGUAGAAAUUGCAAGAUAUCUCGAAAUUCCUCAUUUAGAUAUUUGUGAAACUGCUCACAACAGAAGACAAGCACCCGAGGUAUAGGUAGCGUAAAGUAUUUCCAAAGAAAAUGCCGAUAAGGGCAGAAUUUCGAUUUACAGCUAAAACUAUUGUGACGUCAUUGUCACGUGAUCUUUAUUCCCCUCGCCCUAAAAAUAAGUAUAAGAGACUCAAAGAUGGAAGAUGCACUUACAAAAAUUCUGGGUCGAGCCACCUUAAAUGGAAAGCAUUUUACUCAUGUUACGGAGCGCGAUUUUUUUAAUGUCGUUCUAGUCUUUGGUUGCUGAAUUGACAAUUCUAUCGUCAGUUCAUUAUUUGUAAACUUUUAUUUCUAUUUACCGUUGAAAAGGCUUUUUCCACGCCGUUUGUUGAAAUCCAGCCUUUUACCUUUUCCUGAUAGUCUGGUGAAUUUUUCGCCAUCUUAAAAGAGCCUAACGGUCAAACCAGGCCAAGCGUUCCCGUCGCUAACGGACUAAUAAAUUCAUUAAUAGCAAAUUGUUUCCAUUCGUUGGUUCCGUAGUUUAUUCACGAAAUGAAUAAUGCAAUAUUCAAAUCGAGCCUCGAUUCAAUAAUCGAAUGUUGACUGGACUAAUAAACAAAAGCCUUGCCAUAUAUGGAGUGCUAGGAAAAGCAUGUCCUGAACAUGGCGGAGUUCUCUCCGGAGUUGAGUGUGAUAGAGCAGGUAGGUUACUCUAUAGUUCAACACGCCAUUAGUAUAAAAUGUUGUUUACUUUUUCUACAGGCGUUCUUCCAUACGAUUCCUCUGAUUCCUAUUUGCAGUUUCGAUUUGACAACAGUUGUGAAUAUUUGCGAAAGUUUACCACUUGAUCGAUCAAGCAUGCAUACAACCUUUGUGUAUUUUAUCAUUUCCUCUUGCAAUCUGUAAAAUGCACUAAGAAUAACCGUGAACUUUGACUUUUCAGGACAAAAUCGUUGUCUUGGUUGAAUUCAACGAAGUCAGGAAAAGUGACAGAAGUCACUGAAAGAUCGACCAAGAGAGACUUAGUGGAAGAUACAUUUGGCAUACGUGUACAGGGCACUGUUUCGUUGCAGGGUUAUGAUAAGGUGUGGGGAGAGUUCGUCGACGUCGAAAUAAAAGACCUGAAAAACCGACAUAAAAUAAAAGUCAUGAUUUUCGAAAGCUGCUUGCACACCAGAAAACCGCGUAGUUCACGCUGAGCAGUUAUGCACACCAUUGCCAGAAACAAGCGGAGCGACCAUUUGUUAAGGCUGUGAAAAGGCCGUUGACAGACUGCUGCAAAACCUCGAAGACCGCAAAAGCUCGCUGGAAUACCGUCUACAACUAGCCCAAGCGACUUUAGCUUCCUUACAAGAAAGCUCCAGACAGAGCCUUUCCACUCUCGUAAAGUCCGUCCCAAACUGUUUCGCCUGCCCGCCAUUAGAGGAUGUUAGCAUCAACAACGAGUACGAGUACGAGAACGACUUCAAGCCGUACUCGUACUCGAAGUCGUUUUCUCAGCUUUCUAUGUUAGCGAUGACACCGAGUUCGAGUUUAUAGAAAAUAAAAUUAUGGGAUUCCGCAUGACUGGGCGCCAAAUUUGAGUCGAGGUAGCGCUUCCACAACAAUUUCGAAAAAAAAAAAAGACUCUAAAAAACGUUCAAGACUGCUUGUUACUCAGUUACAUGGAAGGUUUUUUGGACGAAGAAGAAUUUUGUGCUUUAUAUGAUGUAAACAGCACAGAUUAUCCUGUAUUUGAGCAUGGAAAGUAUCGAAGAUUCGACCUGAAUGAAGUUUCCGAGGAAGAGUGCUUCAGCGGCUUUCGUUUUAGCGACAAGGUCAUUCCCUACCUUGGUCGUAUUUUGCGUCUNGACUUUUGGGAUAUUUUCGACCAAAUAAUGGCAAUUUUCGGGGUGAUUUCGUGAGCCUGUGAGGCCUGUAGAGAGACAUGAAACUUUCCCGGGUAAAUGCAAAUUUACUCUGUGUAGGAAAUAUCGCGUUCGGUUGCUUUUCCUCGACUUCAAAAGCAGUAUUUUACAUAAAACAUAAUAUAAGGAAUGUUCAAGAUGAUAAAGAGAGGCUAGAAACGAAAAGAAACUGCAUUAAACGAUCGGAAUUUACCUUUGAAAACCAGUUCUUCCCAGUCGUUCUACCCACUUCGAGUUUAUGGUGAGAACUCGUCGUAGUGCAACUUGUCAGGACGACUUGAAAACGUGGAGAUGCGCAGAACGGAUGCGCAGUACGCAAAAUCGCUAUCUCGUUCUAGAACUCGUACUCGUUGUCGAUGCUAACAUCCUCUAUUUUUUCAACUGGAGCGCGGUAGGAGCGUGGUGUCCAUAUAUGGCAAGGCUUUUGUUUAUUAAUCCAAUCAACAUUCGAUUAUUGAAUCCAGGCUCGACUUGAAUAUUGCAGUAUUUUUUUCGUGAAUAAACUACGAAACCAACGAACGGAAACAAUUUGCCAUUAAUGAAAUUAUUAAUCCGUUAGCGACGGGAACGCUUAGCCUGGUUUGACUGUAAGCAAAGGCGCUUUUGGGCCACGCACGCCAACCAGAAGUUGACGUUUGCAAUCCCUUUGCAGUGGUUUUGCCCAAAUUGAAGGGAAGAUCGUUUCUAAAUUAAAGAGUAAAUACACUUAGCAAUACAAAUUCGGUAGCUUCAAAUGGCACUCUCCCACGUACGUAGUUCAAAGUGCCUUUGCUUAAGCUCCCUAUUACUGUGCUUUUGUACGCUUGGAAGAGAAUGGUUAUAUAUUUUUAUUUUUUUUUUUUUUCAGGUGUUCUACAGACCAAUGUUAAAAGUUCAGGUUAUGGCCAAGCAGCAUAUUAAUCAACUUUUUCCCAACUUAGAUGAAUUGAUUAAAAUUCAUGGUAAGUGAACAAAGAAUGCUUAGGGAUGGUACACGAAUUCCUAUCAGUGAUUUAGCUUAGUAGUGGGUUACUUAGUAGUGGUCGCUUAGUAGUGGUGCUUAGUAGUAGACGCCAUAUGUGGGUUGAGUUUGUUGUUGGUUCUCUCCCUUGCUCCGAGAGGUUUUUCUCCGGGUACUCCGGUUUCCCCCUCUCCUUAAAAACCAACACUUUCAAAUUCCAAUUCGAUCUGGAACGCACGGACACGUCUCAACGAGUUCUUAUGAACUCCUUAGUGCUCCGUGGGUAAACAAAUUACAAUUUACAAUUUUUUUUUUAGUGAUUUUCUGCUCCUAGACGGUUACUAGAACUUCAAGUAUGUUUUAGCUAUGACCAGUCACAACAGUGGCACUGAAGUUUGUAAUCGAUUUUGUAGCUGUUAAAUUUACCUGUUUCUUAAAAGAUGUAUGUUUGACUUGUGUAUCCACGGUUUUUCUCAUACUCCCACACUGCAACCCAUUAUCCCUUUCUGGAUAACCCUAAAAAAGAAUCUUACUUUUAUGCCUACUCGUACUAUUGUGUGUUCUGGUUAUAAUUAGUACGAUAAAAUACCUUAAAUUGUAUUAAGCAUUCAAAGCUCCCUGCUUUAAAUCUCAAGAGACAUUAAUGUAGGAUGUGUUGUAAACUUUUUGCUAGAAUUCAAUAGCUGGGUAGAUAACUUGUUUAAUACUUUGAUGAGUUUUUAGAGAAAAUCGCAACUCUUAACGGGACUUUCCCCUUUUUACACAGAAAGUUAGGUCGUGUGUUAAUUGAUUUGUUAAUUGAUUUAUUCAAGUGUCUUUAAUGGAGAGCAUGAUGAAAAAACAAGAAGAUCCUUCUGAGGAAGUUAUAACUUGUAUAGGCGAUGUUAUGCUGAAAAGGGUGAGCUCCAAAUUAUUACGCUAUAAUUAGCAACGAAUGGAGAGAUCAACAUAAUUUUCAAUAUCAGACAAAAGUCGACUCCAAUAAUUAUUGUUUUAUUAUUUUCUCAAAUUACCUGUUCCGCGGCAGUUUCAGGAUGUAAAGGGAUGUUUAGUCCAACUAAUAUUAUUCAAAUAGCAACGCGUUUGCCAUUCUUUGAGUGGUAUUAUUGCUAUUCUUGCUACGUUUUUAGGCAGUAGUUUGGCUAUUUGUUCAGCGGAAAAAAUGAAAUCCUCCGCCAUUUUCUCAAGCUCUACCAGAACAGCUGAGCUACUGCGCCUUCUGUGGUCCCUUUUCCUGUCGAUUAUCAGUACAGGUGGCGUCAAUUGGAUUGAUAUCGGCAAACUUCUUGCAUAUUUGGUCAGCGGUAGCUGCUUUAAGAUAAGCCAGGGCACUAGAGGCAAUCUGAAUCUUCCGGGCAUUAAUGCGUGGCAAACAAACAAAUGGGGUCGAUAAGUUAAGCAAGCUGUAUUUUUUACGUCAUUACACCCCUGAACGCAAAUUACGAGUUUUUGUCGGUACAUGAUGCAAACUUUACGUUUGUGGAUUUCUGUUAAUUUUAAUUGGAUAAAUUACUUAGAUAAUUAUUUCUCUUUGUAAUUGCAAUGAUUAAAAAGAAAUGCAUGUUUUUUGAGAAAAGUCGAGUUGCCUCAGUUUUUAUUCAGCUCACACAAAUAUGGUGACAGUAUGUUUUUUAAAUUUUGUUGUUCACAUCCUUUCUCAAUUUAUAUGAUUUAAAUUUCAGUUUUGUAUCAUAGUCUUUAGUAAGUGCAAACUGUAAUUAAAAUUAGUAGGCCAUUAUUAUUGAUACUUGAUAAAAACAAUUUUAGGCCGUUUCCAAAUCAAAUAGUUCAGGAAAUAAGAAAGUUAAUUAAUGAGUAGAAUGUAAUAGAAUUUUUUAUGUAACUUGAGAAAUAGUUCUUUUUUGUAUUUUUUGUUUUGCAGUUUGAUGAUGAACCUGGUGAGAUAGCCAAGGAUGCCUGUGCUACAUUCUGUAAUCACCAGAAACUAGCUUUGGAACAGCUCAAGGUAUGCUGGUGCUGCAGACGGUAGUAACUUUUGAAAGCGAUCCACAAAGUUUAUACUCCUGUUGUUUACUGAAAUCCGAGUUUCAAACACUACUUUUAAAGAGAGGCUGAGCCCCGUCCACAAGUAAACGGAUAGUUUUGAAAGCGGAGAUUUUUUCCUUUUGUUAUAUCGAUGGAAAUAUGAUAGCUUCUUUCACAGAGCAUGCGUUAUGCUAGUAGUAUAUGAUGUAUGACAUCAUCGUAUUUGAAAACCUCCGUUUUCGUCCGUUCACACGUCAACGAGCAGCGAGUGUUUUUGAAAAGAUUCUUUUUUGGUGACAGUUUUCACCGAAUGCGUGUGAACGGUAGGCGAAACCGGAGGAAAAAACAAAAACAGUUACGUGUGGACGGGACCUAAGUGCUAAAUCCUGGCAUGAAAAUGAGUGUUACUUGCAUAAGAAUUUCUCACUUACCCUUGUCCUGAAGGAAAGGUUUAGGGAAAUUCGCAAAUGGUCCACUGCUUUUGUUGUUUAAAAGUUGGUACAGCUUGAUUUCAUCCUUGUUAUUUGUUCAAGCACUAGGCUAGUAUCUAGGUUACUUGCUUUAAUUGUGUCAUGAGUCAUAGAGACGCCUAAUUUUUGUGGACUGAUAAAUGGAUCUUACGUUCAUUGUUUUCUCUUGUUUCAGCAUCGUCAAAGAAAAGAUCCCAACUUACAAAAAUUUAUCGCUGUAAGUAUUUUCGCUAAUAUCUUUUGAGAUUGUGGAUUUCAGUUUAUCACAGUCUUUACUGUUACUGUUAUGUUUUCUCUUUAGAAUUGUGAAAACGAUCCGUUGUGUAGAAGGUUGAGACUACAAGAUAUAAUUUCCUCCAGUUAUCAGAGAUUGACAAAAUACCCACUUCUAUUGGAAGGAAUACAGAAAAAUACUCCAAGUAAGUCUGUUACGUUUGUGAAGAGGAUGUUACUCGAGUGUAGCGGUCACGCUGUGCACUGCUCCCCUAAUCUCCAGCUCUUAAUCUUCUGAUUUUUAACAUGACUGGUAAAGUUAGAGCAACAGGAAAAUUAAAGACGGAAAAUAAAGACUUGAAAAAACAGUUAGAAGAAGUUAGAACUAGACUAUCCGACCAAGUUUCUUCAAUUCGACAAGCUGACAAUAUUUGUUUGUUUCUUAAUUACUUAAUAAUAUGAAGUCUACCGUACAUAAGUUGCACAAAAUUUUAUGUUAAUGUAUAUGUUCUGUAUUUUUAAAAUGUAUAUCUAUAUAAGAAAGUUAUCUCUGUACAGUCUGGCUUGCCGCGAUUAGCUCUGGGCUAUCUGCAAGCCAGCCUAAUCGUCCCAAAUUGAAAUUGAAUACAGGAUGUUGUUGGAGAUCCCGCGUGUUGCUUAUGUUUGGCAUUGCGCUGAGUAAUUAUGUUGAACUGUUUGCCAACCUAGGCUCUCAUCCGGAUAGUAAAGAUAUCGAGAGAGCAAUUCAGUGUACCAAGGUAAGAUGAACUUAUUUUGCGCUAAUUUGCGCCAAUUUUAACUUAAACUGGCAGGCCAAUCACGAGAAACAUACGUGUUUGAAUGAUUACCACUUCCGAAGGAGUGUUGCUCACUGCAUCCUAAACAGAAGCAUUAGGUUUUUCUAUUUCCUUACACGGCUUAGAAAGGCAUAAUAUGCAAUAACGUAAUGGGCUAGUGAGUUUAAUCAACGGUCACUAUUAUUAUUGAUCUAAACGGUGUUCUCUGGGUUUCAGUUGAAUGCUUGUUAGUGCUGCAUAUUUGAUCAUGCGUUUUUGUUUCUUGCAGGAUUUACUAGCGUUUGUGAACCAGAGUGUGAAGGACUGCGAAAAUAGACAAGUACGCGCAUUUAAUACCGUAUUAAUUAUCAUCAUUAUUUACUUUAACGUUGGGCGACCUGUGACUUGUAUUACAAAAGAGCAAGCGCCAGCCAACUUGCAGUGUAGAAUGUUCUUAACUUUUUUUCCUAUCCCUACAGAGACUUGCUGACUUUCAAAGAAAAAUUGACAGAAGACCUCUUGAAAGUACUAGCAAUAAAACAAUGGAAGAGUUUAAGGUACCAAAAAUGAUGGCUUCGUUUUGUAUGACGCCACCCAAGUCGUCUUCUGGCUAACAUCUAGAUAAAAUAGAGCAAAACGUUUCAAUCUUUGUCACGGAGUUAACGUCUUGGCCCAUUUUUCUCGAAGGCCUAUUAUUCCUAACCAGGGGUUAAAUUUUAAUCUGGGUUGCCUUUUUGAGUUGUUGUUUUUCCAAAGCAUUGCCUCCGUUAAUUAUAUCUGAAUAUUUUAGGGCAUCCAAAUAUCAAUUUGUAGGCCAAACCAUUUACAGGAAUUUGCUUUGUCAACAUUCAGAUUUAAGGUACGAAAAAACGGGCAACAAAAAACAUGCAACUUGUUUUGCAUCAUUUGCUACAAAACGAGUUGCAAAGAGAUGUUGCGCGUUUUACCACCCUCAUCAAAUCUGUCUUUCACCAGAUCAGGUUGUUGAAAGGUUUGAACGUUGGUGGUAAAACGUGCAACAUCGUCUUCAACUCGUUUUGUAGCAAUGUUGCAAAACAAGUUGCAUGUUUUUUGUUGCCCAUUUUUCCGUACCUUAAGAAAAUGUUAAUUCAAAUUUCGCUUGUACCAUGGAUUAUCUUACACCGCGGUCAUACGUCCUAGGCGUUUUUCAUUAAUCAUGAAGUGAAAACACGUGCAAAUAUAUCUAAAGCAUAUUGUGAAUGUAAUUUUUUUCUCAUUUCUCAAAAUAAAGAGCUUCUUGCCGCUUUUGAAAAACCUUUGCACCCGACCUAAUUUUUAUUGACAAAUGGCGACAGCAAGUGUGCAGUUUCAGUUUUCAGACACUUAGAGCUUUGUUAGUAAACGUUCAAAGUACUUUGUAAAUCAGCAGCGUAUUGUUAAUGUUUCAAACUUGAACUGGUGAAAAUAAUAACCUUAGCUUUUAAGGACUUAACUUGGCUUUUGCAAAGUCUCUUGUUUGACAUAUUUUAUGCACGUCAAAGCAAAUACUGAAUAACCUGGUAAUUCAAUGAACCAUAUUUGACACUUGGUUUUCAUCUUGUCCUCCCUUGGUUUUUGUUUGUCAUUUCUGUUAGCAAGACAUCAUUCCAGUUGGAAAAGGUUUCGCAAAACGCUCAACGAAUGUUGACAUUUUUAGCGCAGGAUAUUAAUAGUCAAAAACAGGCGCAGGAAAGGCGAAUUUUCCUGGAAAUUUGCCCGUCAGAUUUGCGAGCAGAGGUUUGUCUUGCACGGUUUUAAGCUUUAACGAAGGCGUUCUCGUGGCUUGUCAGUCGCGCGUUCGAACGACUUUGUUAAUGCUAACAGCCAUGCCAGAAAGAAACCUGUGCUCGCAGGGUAACAAGUAGUAAAUCAAUUGGUUUAUUACUUGGCCACUGGAGCUAACACUGCAGUUGUUUUUUAUGUACAUUCCUUUGUCAGUAUCGUAGCACAUACUCAGUCAUGUUGUCUCUCAAGGUACGGUAAAAUGGCCAACACGAAAACGUGCAACCUGUCCUGCGACUUUGCCCCAAAUCCAGUUGAAUAGCGAUGUUGCGCGUUUUGCCACCCACGUAAAAAACCUCGCAACCCUAUUUGUUGCCAGUCAAAUUUGAACGUGGGUAGUAAAGUGCGCAACAUCGCUAGUCAACUCGUUUUGCAGCAAUGUUGCAAAACAGGUUGCACUUGUUUUGCUGCCCGUUUUACUGUAGCUUUAUAACCUUUGCUGUACGUUUUAUCUGUUCUGUGUUCUAAAUUGACUUUUCAUAUUCUUUUAGGACUUGGACCUGACUAAGAAAAAGUUGGUUUAUGAUGGUCCACUGACUUGGAGAAUAAGUCGAACAAAAUCUAUUGGUAAGCUGUUUUGAAUAUCGCUUUGAAUGGGUAUUGGUUGUUUCUUCGUUUAUUUUCACUUCUUCUCCACAACUGUUUUUUCAAUCUUUUUUUUUGUCGCGCAAAUGUGAACUGGAGAGCAAUAUAUUAUCAGGUCUGUCAGGUUCAUUUCAACACUUACUCUUCUUUUGUGCAGUGGGGCGCUGGUUCGAUGAAUUUUCUUUUGAUUCAUCAGUUUUUAACGAAUGAUGUUUUGAUAUUCUCAGAUCUUCAUGUGCUUCUUUUAGAAGAUUUAUUAAUUCUACUUCAAAAGCAGGAUGAUAAGCUUGUUCUGAAGUGUCUUAGUACAACUUUUUCGGCAGGGUACCAAGAUGUAAAGGUAAGUUCCUCUAAAUAUCCAUCAAACCAAUACUAAACAAUCAAUAGAAAACCAACUUGUGGAAAAAACAAGGUAUACUGUGUGAAACAAACUAUUAAAUGAUUUAUUUUUUUCGUUGGAAAAUAAUUGUCCUCGUACAUUUGUAGCACACGGCGGUAAACGUUUAUGUUUCGACCAUAGGUACCCAUAUUUACCCCUUUUUUCGUUGAGACUAUCCAUUGCCAGUAAGCUCAUGUCUAGCCAGAGGACUAUUUUUUAAUUUUUUUAGUGUGUGUGCAAUUCUGUUUGAUGUGUUUGAUGGCGCUAUAUUUAGCGGGUCUUGAUUAUGCCUAAGUGGUUAAAGAUUUAGACAUAUUCUUAUUUCAUCCUUUAGACCACUCACAGCCCUAUAAUCAAACUGAAUAGCGUUCUGACAAGAAAUGUGGCAACAGGUGGGUUUAACUAUGUACACAGUGUCCUUUUUAACUUGAGAUGAACUAGUAAAUUCCUACAUAAGGUAUAACUAUUAAAUCAUCAUGCGCAUGUAUAGUGGCCGUAGCUUCUGUGGUCGUUGGUUUACUUAGGGGCCAGUGCAAUUUUGAGUUAUAGCACAGCUCUGCAGAGAAGUAUUGGUCUUUCUCUCUUUCUACUAAGAAAAAUAUAAUUUUAAUGGUUCAUAUGACUUUCGUUUACUUUCAAACUGAACAUUUUGAUGAAAAAAUCUCUGCCAGUGAGUGCCUGUCUUAAAUAACACUUUCAUUAGGGUGCAUUUACAGCUCAGUAUUGUGAAUUAGCACUAAAAAGCCCCAAUAAAAUGGAUAACAAGUUAUUUGUAUUGUGUCCAACAGACAAAAGAGCUUUCUUUCUUGUGAGCACCUCAUCCACUGUUGGACCACAGAUUUAUGAACUAGUUACAGCAACAGUCACAGAUCGGAAGAAGUAAGUCCCUUGUGGUCAAAGUAUUUUUAGCUUGAAUUUUUACUGACCAUUCACUGAUUAAGCGCCAAAUAUUAAAUUUCCAUAGUUUGUUACCUUCCAACUGCAUCUCAGGCGUUUCCAUCUGUGUACACAAUUGUUUGGACGUUGUUAUUGGUACAAAGUUUAAUUUUAAUUUUUGGUUCGGAACAACUGGAACUGCAGUCUUACAACACGCGAUCAAGAGUCGAUUCCCACCUACCUCCUGUAUUGAUCUGAGCGUCGUUUAGGAUGGACUCCCAAUAUGGUUACUAUGAGGUUACUAUAUCAUAAUUUUUAUCAAAAUUUUGUAUCUGAGAAUUAGCUUCUAAUUUUGACUGAAAAGCUUUCGUUCACUUCUAUGGACUUUUUUCGCUUUGUGUGUUCAACUCAUGUUAUAUCUCGUGAUAUAUGAGCGUUCAUCUUAUUAAUAGCUAUAAUGGUAUUGAUGAUAUAGCUUCUCUCUCCACAGCUGGUUUAAGUACAUAACAGAUACCGCCGAGGCAUACAAAGGGAAAGGUAGGUUAAUUUCAAACUUUAUUUCUGAAAAAGGCGUGUAAAUGUUUAGGAUUUUGUGAGGGAACGGCAGUCAACUUGUCAGCAUCCUCUCUUAAUUCUAAAUUCGACCUCGGAGUUUUCUUUCUUGUAAUCCAUUAAAGUACGUAUGGUUUGGCCGCUAUGAGUAGUAGCAGGCAAAUCAAACCAUGCAGUCAUUCGUCAACAGCGGUGUAAGUAGUAGGGAAGUCUACUAACCAGGUUAUCCUUACAUUUUUGGAACUAACCACAAAGGUGGUUUGUUUUCUACAGAGCGAGGUCGCCGAUUUGCUUUAUCAGUUGGCGGUCAACAAACAAUAAUGGAUCCAGGUGACCCAACCGAAUUACCAGGAAGGAGAGUCAAUCCAGCAGCUAAAGAAGAGGGGGAAUCUACCAAUGCGGAGAAGUUUGUUAAUACAAAAACAGAAGAGGACGAAGCAGAUAAAGACAAUGAUGCAGAUGAUGAUGACUCGGAAGAAGAACAACCUCGGGAUGAUGAGGAGGAGGAGGAAGAAGAUGAUGAUGAUGACGACGACGAAGAGGAAACUGAGAAAGAAGCUCCAAGAGAAGCAGCUGUGGAGGAAGUACUGGUUCCUAAGAUUGUUGAGCCACCUGUAGAGUCUCAGGUUGAAACAGAGUCUGAACACGAGUCUGACCGUGAGUCUGAAUCAGAAGUCAAACAAGAGUCAGAAGUGGAAUCACCACCAAAGCUGCAUAUAGAGUCCAGUCCUCCUAGUGAUUCAGAGACUGAUGUAUGUUUCAAACUAUUCAGCUGAUCUUGCUAUAAUUUAGCCUGCGCGCAGACGAAAUUAUACUCUGGUUAACUCCGUCUGCGAAACAGCGCCGAAAUCCUUGUUCUGGACUUCCAGCUGUGUACCCAGAUUUGAGUACGCGCCACGAUUGGCCAGUUAAAAAAGGCCUUCGUUUUGUUUGUCGUGAUCGCCAAUCAGGUUGAAGGGAAAUUCGAAACGCACUUCCGGUAAUUCGUUGAGUCCGUUGGGGUUCAGAACAAGGAUCUCUGCGCUGCUUCGCAGACGGUACUAAUCAGAGUUUAGUUAUCGUCUGCACGCAGGCUAGCUAUAAUUGUUUAUUGUAAUAAGGAAAGUGCGACUGCUUGGACUGAAGAUUAUCAGCACCAGCCCAGCAAGAAGUUUUUUGAUAACUGGAUUAUUACGGGUUUCGGGGAAAGUAUAUUCCAGACCCCAACAUGUCAUAGAGAUGGUACUUGACUAGAUCUUAACAGUCCAAAAAUUGAAAAUGGGUAAAACAAAAAUAGCCGUUCAGAGGUUAGAAAUUUUUUAUUUUAUUUUAUUUUAGCAUAAUUCAGACAGUUAUGAUUAACAGUUUUGUAUCUGCUGUUUUAGGUUCUUUCAGCUGAAGACAGUGAAGCCCCAGUAGAUUCGUCAGUUGUGAACAGGGAUUCGUUAGCGGAGCUCACAAAUGAGGAAAGUGUAGAUGACAGAUCACCUUCUCUGGAGCGUAACAGCAUUAUCUCUGACAGUUCUUCCAGUUCAUCGAAUGACACCUUGAAAAUGAGAGGAAGCCUUGUUCACAUGUCUGCUGAUGAACAGGAUGAUUCUAUAAGUAAUAAUCCAGCGCGCUCUUCAGUCAUGUUGCUUGGUAAGUAUUCCCUAUUUUCCUUUCUUUUUUAUCCGAAAAACUGGCUCGUUGUCUAUCUUCAGGAGGUUUUAUUUCGUGAAUCCAAAUGUCUGUAUUUGCUGGUUAUAAAUUACCAGUCUUCCGAAGUUUUAAGUAAUAUUCACGUUAUUUCACAAGAAGCAAGAACAAUAGUUGUUAGCCUAAAGUAUCAGUUUCUUCACUUUUGACUGCUGAAGUCUUAGUCUUGUAGCUAAUAACGUCUGUAUUUCGGGCAAACAAUACAUCGAAGACAAUUACAUUAUUUUUGUUUGUUUUUUAGAAUUGCUGAGGUCGAAGGAUGAAGAGCUUAGAAAAAUUUUAGAAGAAAAAUCUAGACUUGUUGCUGAACUGAGGGUAAAACGUUAUUGUAUAAUAUUCAGUUACACUGUAAUUCCGACCCUUUUUCCCUCCAUAAACCUUUGCCAUUUCGUUACGUAAAUUUCAUAAGAUUGCAUACUUAAAGAAACGAUUAACCCUAGUACAGUACAUACACUAACACAAUUUCACUGGAACACACUUUGAAAUAAUCAUGGAUCUUUUUCUUUAGCUUGUUUUUAUGUCUGGUUAGCAGUGAGGGUUGUUUUUAGUGUGUGACAAGAUAUUGGAUUGCUGUACCGCAGCGCAGUCAGUUAUAAUAGGUACAACAGACGACACAGCUUAGUGCUCGAUGAAGUAAUUUUUCUCUCUCUGGAAUCGUGGGCCGUUGCAGCUGUCCAUAUUAGAUUACUUUUUAUUACUUUUUUUUUUUACCUAGGGAGUGAAUAUGACAGUAGGAGCAUCAACCAGUGAGGUAGGUGUCGAUUUUGCCUUGUUAAUGCAGAAUUGAAUUAAAGUUUUAGGUUCAAAAUGUUUGCAACCAUCAGUCCACUCACUCAUUGACUUAAUCAAGGCAAUUUUUGUUGUAGCUCAGUGCUUUUGUCGACGAAUAGAGUACUUUUUUAAGCGUUAACGUUUCGAAAUGUGACUUGUUGUUCAUAAAGUUAAAGGAAAUCUCGUACCCAAUCAGACGUCACUUCUCUGGUUUAGUGCGAGACUUAUGUUAAGCAGGAGUUUUUGCGUGCUGGAAUUAUCCUUUGGCUUACCACUAUUUGGGUGCAUUUUAUUUCAGAGUCAUAUCAACAGUGAUUCAGUGGAGGCUAGGUAAUUACUGUUCCUUUACCACAGUUCUAUUUGCAACGAACUGAGUGCAGUGCUUGCUCUGAUUCUUUUUACCUAUUUGUUAGUUUCCGUCGCUCAGUAGAUUUUAUAGGUAUUAUAUUAUUUUGUAGAAACUGUAAAUAUUUUGCAGAUGGUGCAAAACAUGUUAUUAUAUCUUGUAUCUUCGAGGAAAUUAAUUCAUUUUUCUGUCUUCUUUGGUAGGGAUUUGAUACUAGCCGCCAUUCUUCAAGGUUAGUUGUAAUAUUCAUAGUGGUGACUUGUGGAACUUUUGCGUUGUCUUGAACUUUUAGCUAUUCUGAAGUUCAUGUACACAAUUUGCCUUAAGUUCGUGUGGCAAAACUUGUAAUGCACAUUUAUCGUAAGGGUUGUUUUGAAAGGAUCAUAACGAAUUGAAAUAACGUAAAAUUCCGAAAAGAAGCCCCAAGGCUUAUAUUUUUCAAAGGCCCUUUUUGAGGGGCUUAUUUUUGUACGAAGGGAAAUUAUGUGUUACAAAAUCGGUUAGGCUUACACUUGGAGGGAAAUUUGCGUCCCAAAAUCGAUUGAGCUAGCUUUUAGUUGGAAGGAAUUUUAUGUCAGUAAAUUGCACGAAGGUUUUACCGAGACUUGUCGUGAGGAAGUAGAUCUUCCUAAAAUUUAGCCAUGCAAAGUUAAAAAACUAUGGUGCAGGGUGGCGGAACAUAAUUUCCUAGCAACUGCUUUGUCUAUAUGGACCAAAGAAAUCCAAGCCAAGAGUGAAAAGUGCACCACGCAAACAGCAAUAAGCUGUGACACUUUUUGACUGCGAUCAUUUUGCACACGUAAUAGUCUUUGGAAAAUAAAACAAAAUUGUGUUCCUGUACCGUUUUUGCUUUGUUUUAUGUCGUAUUUUACGGCUGUUUCCAAGUAUAGACCUCCCAGGGCUUGGAUUCGGAGGGGCCAUUUAAGAGGGUUACAUUUACCAUUUACAUAGGUUUUUGCGUUACGAGUUUGGGUGGCUUAUAUUUUGAGGUGCUUAUAUAUCGAGGGGCUUUUCUUUCGGAAUGGUACGGAAAUAUAAAGAAAUGGAAUCUUAUCAAUUCUUUUUCCCGUAAUUUUUUUGCCCUAUGGCUCUUUUUAUGUGUGGAUAUAUAUUUUUUUGAUUUGUCAUUUUUCGCGGUAUUUUCAUAGAGUAAGAAAUUCGUAAGAAUCCCGAUGUUUCCGAUCGUUUAUCGCAUAUGCCUUCUGCGCUUCAACUUUUUCUCCGGAUUAAGUGUAGACUGAUCGAUCUAAAAAUUUAUAUGUAGACUAGUGCUACUGAUCUACCGUUUAACUGCUGUUUCUCUAAAUAGAUAAUAUACGUGCUUUACCACUCAGAAUUGGUCACUGAAAUCGGCUUUUGUUACUUCUGAUGGGAUCUUGUUAUGUUUUAUUUUAGCAAAUCGUUUAACGGUUGCUGUGAGCGAUGUGUUAAAUCCAAAUAUAGAUGACGUUUCUCAUGGUCUGGUAUCACUGGGUUGUGAUGGUGUCCAGAGCGACUUCUCGCCGCAGGUACUACCGUGGCUAAUGUUUAGUUUCAUUUUCACCAUAUAUAAAUAUAUUUUUAACCAAUACAGUAUUUUAGGUAGGCCAUAGGCUUGCUACCGAAAGGAUUAGCAUGUUGAAACUAAAAUAUCAAAGCUAAGUGCCUAUGUGUUGUUAUGAUUUCUUAAUGAAGGACUCAAUUUUAUAAAAGAGUUAGAGGAACUCGUCUUUAAUGAAUAGGCUGUUAGUUAGGUAACAAGUACUUAGUGUGUGUUCGAUUUGCCGUAUUUCGGAAUACGAAUGGAUGGAUUAAAAUCUAGAAGUCAUUUGUUUUCGAAUUCGUAUAGUGCAUUGCAAUAUCUCGAAAUGUGCUUGAAAUGAAAUAUUCCAGUGUAUGCAGAGUUUAAAUGGCCCAAAAAUCACGGUAGAAGAGAUUUGCGUUAAAACUUUUGCGUAUUCUUAUUCCAAAAUACGAUCAAUCGAACGCACCAUAGUGGAGCGACAGUGAGUUCAUGUGAUCAUAAUCAGUGUCAAUUGAUUUUGAUAAUGUACAUAACAUAACUUCAUUUUUCUUUCAUUUUAGCAACAACUUGUUUUGUCAACGUCGGUGUUGAAUGAGCAGCUUACAACUUUACUUGUAAGUAGCAGCGAAGUUUACUGCCUUUUUUUUAGUGUUCGUUACGUUGCUAUAUACGAGCGCUUAACUUGCCUUUAUAAUUUCCUUCUCUUUCAGGGAGUUAUAACUGAUCGAGACAUGGCAAGGGAAAGGUAAACUUAUACCUUUUCGAUUUUGAAGGGUGAUGUUGAAUUUUGUGUCAUUAAUCCCUGUUCCGAUUGACGCGAUGUUUCAAGGUCUGUUAGAGUACCCCAUACAGUGCACUCUGAAGCUGGAACCUGGAAUAAGUUUUCCGUGUUAGUCAAGGCUUGGAAACCCUCUCACCUAAAAAAAAACUGACUUCUAAACAGUGUCUCUUUUCGUUUUUAAUGCAGGUUACGGUGUGACCUUCAAUACGCUAACUCGCAAAUUCAGCGCCUUAAACAGGGCCGUUCAUCAUCCCGCCGCGUAAGAGAACUUCCCGGUUCCCAGUUCUCUAUCAACGAUGAGCAGUUUUCGCCAGGAUUCCAAUCGGAUUCCCCUCGGCCCAGCUCUCCUUCAUCUACUGUAGACUUAGACUCGGGUAAGCGCAACUUGUAUCUAUAUGGAGCUGUUUGUUAAGAUACUUUUGCUUGAUACAACUGUAUGAUGCUUGCUUUUGUUGCUAGAUUUUAUAAGGCAAUACAGUAAAACCUGUGUCAGCGGAUACCCGGCUCACUGGACUGUCGUUAGUGUCCUCCUCAUAAAGCCGUUUUACAGAAAAUAUGGGAAGAAAAGUUUGCGACUUACUGAUGCAUGUGCAGUGCUCAUGACUCAGGGUGCAAAUUGCUCAAUAUGCCGUCCGGUUUAGUACCGGUUUCACUGUAUGGAAGGGUUAUUGAUAGGUAGGGAUGGGUUUGUGAAAUACGUGCUUUUGAAGAAAAAAUAAAACAGGGGUAAACGUGGGCUUUUAAAUGAGCUUUUUGCCAAUGACUCUUGUGAGGUGAUAUCAAACUUCGCAUCUGGGAAGUAAAACUACCUGAACGUGCUUGAAGGAAAAAAACUGACCAUCUUUGAAAAGGAAUGUAUUUAUAUUACGUGUAAAGGUGCGUUUGAUUGAUCGUAUUUGAGUAUGGGGAUGUUCAGAGGAACUGCUAAAAAAUAUAAUCCAUUAUAUCGAGACCUCAAAGCUACUGGAAUACAACACGCACACAUCAAAUCUUAAGGCAAAUCAGUAUUGUGCGAAUUUUAAUGAUUCGAAACUGGCCUAUUCCUCGCUUCAGUUUUAUGGAACGAAUACCAUCAAGCUAAAGCACCUUAAACAGAAUCCCCGGUUUCCAAAAGUUGAAAGAAACACACGCAAAUGUUGAUAAUUUCUUAGCAGCUCGAGAAAAACCCUUAUGUUUUUCGUCAGCGCCGGUCACUACCCAUUCUCGGACACCCAGGGGCGGUCAGCUGGUCCGGGAAAGAGAAGGGCAAAAGUUUUUAAGAACGGACGGGAGAGCCCCUGGGAUGCCACUCUCAACGAACCAGUUCCACGACACAAUCGAAUGCUUGUAUCUGAUCGGGCAUAAAAUUACGGUGCGUAAUCGGAGGCCAGCAUCUAUCGCGCUGCUUUCGUGAUCUUAUACGAGCGAGUUUACCUUCAAACUUGACUGUUUUCGCCUACUCGGCAUACUUGUCAUUCAUGUGCAGGAGAAAUUUCCUCUCCCAUUAAAGUUUGUAGUUUUGUCCUUAAAUAUUUCCCCUCAGUGACACGAGAAGACCGAACGAAACUGGUCGAGUAAACUUGCGGGGUUGCUUGAAGAAGCCUAGAAGUGCUCUGUUUUUACUAAUUUACCUUUGAUUGACCCACAGUCUGAUUUCUUCGGUUGGUGCAUUUUGCAUUUUGUUUUGUUUUGCUAACAUGCUAAAUUAUGGAAUUUCUUUGGUUUUUUGGGCCCUGUCUUCACUAAAAAACUCUUCUCGAUGAAAGCUCGGCUGCUCGAGCCAGACAGGUACGGCCAACAGACAUUUUCGCAGAUAAACUACUUUGUAUAAGAAGACGACGAAGGCAGCGCGAUUAAUGCCGGCCCCCGAUUGGGUCAAUCAGAAACUAGCAGUCGACUGAGUUGUGGAACUGGUUCUUUAAGAGUAGCAUCCCAGGGUCUGUCUUGCCCGUUCUUGAAAACUUUCGCUGCAGUUUUCCCGACCCAAUUGACUGCCCGUUGGUCUCCGAACAUGGUCACUGCCAUUGAAUACAAAUAAAGGGGAUUCGUGCAUAGCGUUUGUGUGUGUUAAAAGUGGGAAGGUGGUAAGUUAAACGCUGGUAAUUGCAAAUAAAUCUCCGACGUUUCGGCAAUGCUGCCUUCAUCAGAAAAAAAAUGUGUGACAUCUGACAUCAGACAUCACACACCGACAUCAUAUAUCUGACAACAAACAUUAGACGUCUGACCUCAGACAACAAACAUCAGACUUCAUAGAGACAGUAGACAUCAGUUGUCUGACAUCAGACUUCAGACCUGUUACAUCUGACAUAAGACAUAAUACAUCCGACGUCUGAUGUCAGAUGUCUGUUGCAUGUCAUGAGGUCAGACGUCUGACAUCAGACAUCGCACGUAUCACACAUCAGGCAUCUCCCAUCAGACAUACAUGCGGUUCAAUUUUAUCCUUGGUUCAAAUUUUCCCUUCUUUUGUUUUUGGGUAUGGUAAUGUACAUGUAUGAUAAUAAUAUGAUAAGCGGUUUAAAACAAAAGAAAAGAAAAUUUGAACAAAGGAUAAAAUUGAACCACAACAUACAUAUCACACAUCAGACAUCAUACAUAUAUCACACAUCACACGUCUGACAUCAGACAUGUGACAUCAGACGGGUGCUGUCAAACAUCUGUAUCUGACGUCAUACAUAUCACACAUCAGACGUCUGACGUCAGACAUGUGACAUCAGAUGCCUGACAUCUGACAUCUAAAAUCAGACGUCCGACAUCAGACAUCAGACAUCUGGCAUCAGAUGUUUGACAUCUGAAAUCAGACGUCUGCUGUCAGACAUCUGAUAUCAGACGUCAUACAUAUCACACAUCAGACGUCUAGCAUCUGACAUCAGACGUCUGACAACUAAGAACAGACAUCAGACGUCGAAGAUCAGACGUCUGACAUCAGGCUUGUAAAAUCAGACGUCAGAUGUCUGACAUCUGACGUCUGACAUCAGAUGUCUGACAUCAGACAUCUGAAAUCAGACGUCUGCUGUCAGACAUCUGAUAUCAGACAUCAUACAUAUCAUACAUCAGACAUGUGACAUCAGAUGCCUGACAUCAGAGUGUGACAUUAGACAUCUGACUUCAGACGUCUGACAUCAGACAUCUGACAUCAGACGUCUAUUGUCAGGCUUCAUACAUAUGACACAUUAGGCGUCUAGCAUCUGACAUCAGACGUGUCAUCUGAAAUGUGAAAUCAGACGUCUAAGAUAACACGUCUGACAUCAGACAUUGACAUCAGACGUCUGAUAUCAGACAUGACACAUCAGACAUCUGACAACUGAGAUCAGAUGUCUGUCAUCAGACGUCUGAGAUGGCACGUCUGACCUCAGAUGUUUGACACCAGAUGUAUGAACAUCAGACGUCUGACAUCUGACAUCAGACGUCUGACAUCAGAUGUCUUACAUCAGACGUCUGCUGCCAGACAUGAUAUGAGACAUCAUACAUAUCACACAUCAGACGUUUGGCAUCAGAUCCGACACCAGAUGUAUGAACAUCAGACGUCUGACAACUGAAAUGAAACGUCUGACAUCAAAUAUCUGACGUCUGACAUCAGACGUCGAACUUCAGACGUCUGAGAUCAGACGUCAGACAUCAGAUGUCUGACAUCUGACAUGAGACGUCUGACAUGAGACGUCUGAAAUCGGGUGUGUAACAUCAGAUGUUUGACAUCAGACAUCUGAACUGACAUAUUUUCCCUGAUGAAGGCAGCAUUGCCGAAACGUCGUAGUUUUAUUUGCAAUUAUCAGCGUUUAACUUACCACCUUCCCACUUUCAACACAGCCAUUGAAUGUCGAUUGUGUUAUUGCCGAAGCAGUGGCAUGUAGAACGUAGUUUAAUGGUACUACUUUCUGAUGUUCUUUCAUGUUCUUUCUCUGUAAACAGAUUAUGCGCGUUUAUCAGAGACUAGUGACUAUUUGGCAUCUGAAGAUAACAUGGUAUGAUUCGUUAGGCUUUUGUUAGGGAUUUCUUGUUGGGUGGGUGUUUUUAAGACAUGUGUUAUUACUUAGUGAUCACUUAGUCUUUGUUCAUCCAGACAACUGUUAUUUGUUUGUUACAGUGUUUUUCUUUCGUUUGUAUAAACAGACGUUAAUGCAUGCAACAUAUACUACUCGGUUUCACUCCAGCCAAAGUGAAUUCAGUCUGUUAUUGAGUAAUACCACCGUGUUUGUUUGUUUAUUGGUGUGUUUUAUUGAGUAGGCUGUUGGCCUUGUAACUGUAGUAGGCUGAGUUGAUUUGUGGUAGUGGCAAACGGGGUGUGAACAUAUGUUGAAGCCUUACGUCGAGUCUAGAAGUGAUAUAUUCUUGUCACCAAAAUAUUCAGUAUUCAGACUUUGGUGCCGGUUUUUAUAGUGACAUUGUGAGUGAAUUAUUUGACUUAGGGAAACGCAUGCAGCGUUUUUAUCAUGUAAGUGAGAUGCAUCUUCUUUACCUUGUCUAUCCUUUUCAUCCAAAGAAAUACAUGAUUAACAUUGGGCUUUCUUUCUCCUCAAAGAUGAUAGAGUUUACUAUUUGGCAGUGGCCUUUCUUAUUGUACUAACAGCUGUUGUUUUUGCCGGAUUUAACAGGAACCAGUGACGCGGUCUUCGUCGUUUUCUGGGUAUCGAACGAGAAGCUCAUUGGUAAGUUAUCAGUCUUUGUUAUCCCUUCUCUGCAUGUUUCUUUCAUACCUUUGUACCCAGUUCAUUGCUUUAAAUCUAAGAAUAUUAUGUGGUCCAUAUGUUUUUCCUUUAAUAUGACGAGGUCUUGCGCAAAUAGUAUUUCUACUAAAUUUUUAAACAACAGGAUUUAAAGCAUUUUUCUUAAAAUGGUGUGCAAAUUUAACAGUAUAACUGCUAAAGAUAUUGUUAGAAGUGUAUUGAGUUACAUGGGCGGUAUAAAUUUUUUUCUUUUUGAGAGUUAGUAGAAGCUUUCCUUAAGAGACCUAAAGACGUGUUGCAAGCAUGUGAUUGGUUAUUUAUAGCUUUAAAAUCACACAUUAGCUAACGCACAAAUUGUUGUUGUUGUUGUUGUUUGGAUUGUGCUGUGUUAUAUGUAACACCCUACACCCCCAGCCCACAUUCUAACCAGUAACUGAAGCUUAUUUAAUUUUAUUAAGAUGCUAACAAAUCCAGAUCUCGCAAUUGGCACCGAAUGCUACGACGUAUAGCACGUGGUAAGUCAUUCGGUAUUCUUUUGCACGCCACACCCAGCUAGUGCUCAAUAUAAACCAACAGUUUAUCUCCUUCUCGUUUUCUGAAGAGUCUAUUGAACGUCAUUGUGAUUUGUGUAGGCCGGCGUUCAUUAGGUUCUUAUGCAACGUUUGUCUCUAUCAGCACGAUAUCUCUCUUCAACAGUCUAAGAAAGAUAUGUAUUAAGUAUGAGAACCUUAAAAGAAGAUUCCUAUUUACCAUCAUUUGAAAUCUGUAAUUGCAAACCAUCAUAGUCAAAGCAAGCGAAGUUUACUCAUUGUAGUGCACAGUUGAAGGGUAAUGAGGACAGUAAAUACCCUGUAAACGUUGCUUUAAAUUGCGGAGAACUUCCUGCCAGCUGCUCUCUACGCAGAAUUUUAAUGUAAAUCAAGAGUAUCAUCUUGUAGGUAUUAACUCGUUAGAACCAGAAUUCGAAGCACAUGAACUAUUGUUUAGCCUGGCAUGCUUUUUCUAAAAAUAGAGGGUAACGGAACUAUCCUUUCGAAACUAGUUGGAGAGAAGUUUCCGGCAGGAGGUUCUGGUGCAGGUUUUAGAACGUUAUCCCUUGUUUGUUGUUGUAAGUUUAAAACUGUAGUUUAAAAUCAACAUUGCUUAAGUCAGACAUUUUAAGCUGAACGGAUCGUUCUCCACGAGUUUAUCAACAUUUGACUCUUCAGUACGUCAAACGGUAUAGUCUUGUGGCUUUUGAUGUGUUUACUACAACCAAUAAACAGUACAUGGUAAAUGCAUAUUUACCUUCGUCUUUCUUUCUUUCGAUUGCCAUGUAUGUAUACGCUUUUGGGUACAAAGGUAGCUUAUUGCAGUUUAAGAAAGAGGACCUGCAGGCGAAUUCAGCUGUUUUCAUGUCGCGGAAGAUGUUUGAAUAACGGGUAGGCAAAGUCCUUUGGUCGCCAGCUGUAAUGUGGAUGAUGUGGUUCAAUUAUACCCUUGGUUUAAAUUUUAUUUGCCUUUGUUUUAAAGUCAUUAUCGUACACUACCAUACCCAAGAACAAAGGAAAAUGAAAUUUAAACCUAGUUUAAAAUUGAACUUCUGUUUACCUCUAAGAUAUCUCAGUUGUCGUGCUGUUAUUGUCUAGAACGAAAGCCGUUGGAAAGUCGAUCAUGAUUGUAAGGUCGUUCAUUCAGCGCGUCAAAGGGAAGGAAAAAGCAAGCAGUCGGAGCAUGUGAGCACCAGUUGAAAUCUGCGUUGUUGCUAUGUGCUGUGCCCACACCUAGUGCCUGCGCUACAGACGAACCUAAACCUCUGGUUGAGUCGACUGCGAGCAAGCGCCGAAAUCCUUAUUCUGAAUCCUCCUCCUAAUUUUUAUUGUUUUCCCUCCUCCUCAUUCUUAUUGUUUUCACAGACUGGUUAUUUAGAUUUUCAGUUUGGCCUGAUUUUGGCUAUUUCAGCCUGAUUUUGGCCUUUUUGGGCUGUGCUUUGCCUUUUUGGCCUGUCUUUCCUUCUAAAUAACCUGUCUGUGAAAACAAAAAUGAGGAGGGGGAGGGAAAACAAUAAAAAAUGAGGAAGAGGAGGAGGAGGGAAAACAAUAAAAAUGUAGUGGUGGUGGUGGUGGAGGAAAACAAUAGAAAUGUGGUGGUGGUGGUGGUGGUGGUAUAACUUUGCUAUUCAUGCAGCUGUGUCGAAAGAAACUGAGUGUAGGGUCGAUGUAAGGCUGGUGUGGGGUCGAUGUGAUGGAGGGAAAAUAAAAUUAAAAAAAGACUUAGUUUGCCUUCGCCCUCAUUAAUAUGCACGAUUUACACGCCAAGAAUCAUUAAACUGGAGCUAGGACAAUGGCAGCAGUAGGAAUAGAACUUGUAUAAUAACGUUACGACUCAGUGGUUUUAAGUCGUAGACAAGGUUGAGUUUACUCGUCAGACAUCAUGAAUUAACCAAUGAAAACGUUUCUUGUUUUCUAAUCAACCAAUCGAAAUCCAAGACAUUUAUCGACCUUAAAGUUACUUGAAAACCUGUCAGACCGGUUAAACCAACUAUUAUAUGCAAAUGACCUUAGCUUAAUGAGAUUCCUCCUCAUUUUAUUCAUGGUAAAAGACAAAAAGGUAUGACGUAAUUUGGCGUUAGUGUAUUCCACACAAACAUUCAUUAAUUCCACAAAAAAAGGAUAAUUCGGUGUCUACUAUACUACUCGUUUGGAAUACAUGAUUAUUGGUGCACACAUUUAAAACACUUUUUCUUCUGUUAUUUGCGCUCGUUAUUCAGACUCUUUGCUUUAAAUUAGAGAGAAUGUUCUUUUUUUUGUUUUUUUGUUUUUUAGCCUUUUUCACUUUGUUUGUUGUUUUUUAGCCUUCGCUGAUUCUCUUUCUCGCUCUCACGAUUCUCUUAUUUGCAGGCCUCCAGUGGGUACCGAUCUUCUACGGCUUCCUCGCGGCACACUUGGCGCUCUCGGGAUGAAGCUGCAUCAACAUGGCGUCGAGGAGGCCGUUCCGCCAACUGGACCUACUGGAGCGACGACGGUGCGGAAUACGAGUCACAAUCACAGAUCUAA
Molecule: messenger RNA, 60338 nt
Organism: Porites evermanni
Lineage: Eukaryota; Metazoa; Cnidaria; Anthozoa; Scleractinia; Poritidae
Source: the annotation of a GenBank genome assembly